This is a messenger RNA of Podarcis lilfordi (Lilford's wall lizard), 62503 nucleotides long. The record is from the annotation of a GenBank genome assembly. NCBI's taxonomy places the organism in Eukaryota, Metazoa, Chordata, Lepidosauria, Squamata, Lacertidae.
GAGGGAGGGCAGUGUGGGGACAGAUUGAUGGCUGGGCAUUUAGAUGGAAAUGGUUAUUAUAUUUAAACAAAAGGAUGUCACAACUCAAGUGCAUAUAGAAAGGACUAUCAUGACAGUGCAACAAGCCCUGCUGCACUAAAAAGUUUGAGAUAAAGGGAAAAGAUGUACUUGAAUUAGCUACUGGAAUCCCAAAGCUUCGACAGAUUUUUGGAUGUUUUCUAUUCUUAUUUGUUUUUCUUAUCCGAUUUUUAAAAAAGAAAUAAGUUUGAAUAUCACAGCCCAAAAUCACCUGACAUCUAAACAAUAAUAAAGAAGAUGUGAGGCAGAUCUCCCUGUGGAAAAAGUUCUCUUCAUGGAUUUAUCUACAGUAGGUAGUUGUUAAACUUAACAGAUCAAUAGUUUCAAAAGAUGUAAAAAGGAAGAAGUGCUUAAUACCACAUAUAAGAAUAAUAGGGAAUAGGUAAAAUAAGGGUUUAAGAAGCUCUGUAUUUGGGAAGGUUAAAAGACCUGGUGCACAAUCAGGUACCAUAUGUCAAGCAGCAGAAAUAUGCCCCCCACCUCCAAGUAACAGUAGGGUAACUUCUUUACUUAAAUACUGCCAUUUUUGGUGUAUGUUUUUCCUAGUGGACCAACAUACAUGUUUUGUGCUCUGCAAAAUAUGAAAAAUAACCAGUUGCCAUCUAUAAAAAUUAAUUGUGAAAAUCUGCAAAAUAUCUACAAAAUGAACAACAGUAUGAUGCCAAGAUUGUGUUUGGUUCAAAAUAAUGAUGCGGCUGUUUACAGGAGCCAUAGAAGAAAUCUGCCAAGUACUGAACAUUGUACCCCAUUGAUGUACUGUAUAUAGCAACAGAAAACCCAGAUAUACUUGCACCAAACACAGACAAGCAAUAGUGUAUUUACAGAACUAAUGAAUUGGUUCCACCGCAAAGUGCCCCUAAAUAAAUUCUCAUUUGAACUCAUUUUGGGCUAACUUCUGAUUAGGUAUGUUCUGUAAGACACCUAUCACUAUAUCAAAAGAGAAAGAGGAAAAUCUGCUAGAGUAAUAUUUCAUUUCAUGGGAGAUGUGAUGAUACUUAGAACUAGAGUAUUUGAUGAAUGGGUGCAUGGAGGAAAGCAUUCUGAAAACAGGCAAAAACUGAACCUAGGGGAAGCUGCUGCAAUUUUGAGCCAAGUUCUAGUAAGGUUUGUUUGCUCCACAUUUCUGUGACAUCAUUUUAUUGUUUGCAGCAGCAAAUGUUAUAAGAAAUCUUUAGCAAAUAGUUGUCAGUACCUCACCAAACUACAACUGCCCGAUCCGUUGGGGGAAGACUUGAAGUGAUAUAAUAAAACCAGUAUAUAUUGGUAGUGUAUACACAUCAUUUAAUAAUGUAGAUACAGCCACAUCAUUUGUGGAAAUAUCUGGAAUCUUGGAUCUAAACCAAUUCUCAGAUCUUAAUGGCUGGGCUUGAUAGACGCAUAAGACUGGAACGGACUGCAGGUUUGUAGUCCAACCUGCCCCCACAAAAGCUGGAACAGGGCACACAUUAUGAUUUUCUCACACUGCAACAAGCAUCCCUGACCAAAAAAGGUUACCAAGUCCACAUUAUGAACCAAUGAACACAGACAGCUCUCUCCCUACAAUAGUUAAUGUCAUGUAAAGCAGCAUUCACGUCAUAACUUUUGUUCAUUUAUUGUUUCAAAUUUGUUGCUCUUAGAAGUACUUGACCCUGAAGUCAUUUAAUGGUUUUCUAUACUGUAACACAUUGAAUUUGGCCUGGUAGCUCACAACCAGUGCACCGCCCUGGGAAUAGAGGUGAUGUGGUCUCAUUUUGCCUGAUCAUUCUCAGGAAGGCACUGCGUAAAAAUUCACCACCUGGAAUAGGGUAGUGUAGGCAAAACCAGAUCAAAAAAUGGGAUAACUGAAAGUGUGAAGGUGAACAUUUGGACAUUUCAGCCAAAUGUCCCAAAUACAGUGGUGCCUCGCAAGACGAAAAGAAUCCGUUCCGCGAGUCUCUUCGUCUUGCGGGUUUUUUCGUCUUGCGAAGCAAGCCCAUUAGAGGUUUAGCGGCUUAGCGCUACAGUAUUAGCGGCUUAGCCGGCUUAAAGAUCAGCUGAUAAGCGGCUUAACGAUCUGCUGAUAAGCGGCUUAGCAUCAGCUGUUAAGCGGCUUAAAGAUCAGCUGAUAAGUGGCUUAGCAUCAGCUGUUAAGCGGCUUAAAGAUCAGCUGAUAAGCGGCUUAGCCAUCAGCUGAUAAGCGGCUUAGCAUCAGCUGUUAAGCGGCUUAAAGAUCAGCUGAUAAGUGGCUUAAAGAUCAGCUGAUAAGCGGCUUAGCCAUCAGCUGAUAAGCGGUUUAGCGGCUUGGGAAAAAGGGGGGAGAAAGGGAAAAAACCCCGCAGGAACUCGCAAGACAUUUUCGUCUUGCGAAGCAAGCACAUAGGAAAUUCGUUUUGCGAAGCACCUCCAAAACGGAAAACCCUUUCGUCUAGCGGGUUUUCCGUCUUGCGAGGCAUUCGUCUUGCGGGGCACCACUGUAUAGGACAUUUUGUUCCAAUUGAUCCCUGUAACAAUAUUCUAAUUUCAGUUAUGACUGGUAAAUUUUGUGCAAAUCAGUCUGAUGUUGACAAACAUAACUAACAAAUAUAUUGUCACUUUAAAAAUCUUCAUAAGAAAAUAUUAAAUGCUUCCAAACCAUAUAAAAUACUGUAGAAUUAUGGCCAGCUUUUAGAUUUUUCCAUGCGCUUAUUUCUCCUGCUUUUUAAAAAUGGUGUCACGCUUUGCAUAUAGUAAAUAUUUUUGGUUUUAGAUUAUAUUAAACAUGCAUCUUUGAAAAUUUGGUUGAAACAAGUGUUCCCUUUUCUCCUUGCUCAUUCCAUGAUAAGUGCUUUAUGUUUGGGGUUUGCUAAUGCAACAGUCAUUUCUGAGAGCUAUCCAAACAGAAACCACAUCAAUAAGAUACUAAACCCUUAAUUACAGUAAUGUAUGUACUGAGGAUUCCUCCUCCUUCUCCCCUGCAUCCCUAUUUUGCUUCCACCCCAAACCUUUCUUCAUUCCCUUGGGCACAGACUCCUAACUGCAGCAUCUCAAACCCAUCACAGCGCGUGCACUUAAAACGGCUGCAGGAAAUUUGUUUUACAAGGCUGGUUUUAACUGAACUACCUGCUGUGCACCACAUUGCUACUGUUUGGGAAAUGAAUGAUGGGAAAAGCAAGUCUGUGAUUUCAUUUGUUCAGACCGAUUAGUCACACGUUGCAUACGGUAUCAUUUGCUUGUCACUUAAUGACUGACCAGCCUGCCUGAAUCAUUAGUGCUGUAGCGCAAUGAAAGGAAGACAUAAGCAUAAUGAGGAACUGAAGGAAAGUGGAGUGCUGUUUUACCUAAAAGAAAUGGUGCGCAGAAAUCCAGCACAGCUGCAGGUGUUCCAAUGACAAUGUGGGAAGCAGUUAGCUUCCAAUUUAGCAGAAAAUUAAGAGCGAAAAAACUGUUAUUUGUGAGAGAAGAUACUCAUGGCAAGCAAUCAUCCAUGCUCUAUAUCCACAAGAUGAGCAUUCAGCUGUCUUUGUCAUGACUUAAAACAAUUGGUAUCUUGGGCAGCAUUCAACACCAGAUUGGUGCUUAUUAUCUGCAGUUUAUUCUUUCUUGGGAUAUUUUGUUUUUCUCUCCCCCCCCCCCCCAACCAUUUUAUGGUUAAUUUGCUUGCAUGAAUGUAAAACCAUUUAAACUGAAAAAUCUGGAUUGUGGUUUAUCAUUGUGCUCUGAGCUGUGUGAUGCAACAUAAUUGCCAAUUUUCAGAUUCAUAAUUCAUUUUGAUUCAUGCAGCUUCAUGCAAACCACACUUUUCAAACUACUAACAAGCUAGAUUAGAGCCUGCAGAUUCCUUUGGUCAAAUAACACACGUUACAGAGCUGCGCUUUGUAAAGUCAAAUUAUAAAUGUUGUUGACAAGUAACUUCACUUCCCAAUCAAAACAUCUUGGUUCUGGGAAUCUAGGGAAUAGAUUCUGUAUGUAUAGUCUUAACAAACACACAUAGUCAAGAUGAUUUGGGGGUAUGAGUUCAGUUUCCAACAAAUUUUCCUGUGUAAUAAUGGGCAUGUUGCAUUUGAAGGACAGAGGAAUUGCAUCCAUGACUGAAGUGUCAUAAAGAUGUGAAGUUUUAGGUCAGUUUCAAAAACUACUGCUGUUGUAGGCAUCUGUUAUAGAGAUUUAACCCAGUUGUUUCAUUUAGCUUGUGCACAUUCUCUAAAGCGCAUAAAAGUGCUCAAAAGGAACCACAAAAUAGAUUAUCUGGGAGAGGAAAGAUGUUCAUGCUUUUGUAACUGAUUUCAACUUCUGAAAAUGGUCUUCCAAAUAAAAUAACUUCCACAUAGCUUCUUAAGAUAGGACUAUAGAAAUGAUUUUAGAGGGUCUUAAAGGGAGGGUUCAAGAAAUUGAUCUUUCAUGUUCAGAGGCAAAACCUGGGGAAGGCAUCUGACCAGUGUGGAUCAAUGAAGUUUCCUUUGCUUAACUCCGCCUAAAGAAUUGUGAUAUUGGUGGCAGAAAGUUGGCGAAUGGAGAAUGCUUGAAUUGGUAUAAAACGGUUUUGUGACUUGUGAGACAGAUGGCAAGUGAUGCCUGUGCUGAGGGAGAGCAAUAUAACAGACUUAGUUAUAGAAUAGGUUGUACAAUACAAAGAAACAUAGGAGCCAACUCCUAGGGGUUGUGGGGGCUUCGGCCCCCACAAUAAAACAUUUGCAGGGGCCAGGCCCCCACAAAGUUCAUGAGCAAUGCCAUUCAAAUGGUGUGUGUGCACUGUGUCAUGUGAUCGAUUAUGCGAGGCGGGAGUUACCUGGGCCCCUGCAAUAUUUCAUCCAAGUUGGCAACCCUGCAAAGAAAACAUUCCCCAUGGGCACAUUUUUGAAAUUGUGUUAUAUGCUCUGAAAUAUUCCAUUAAGUAUUCCCACUGAGCCAUUUUAAUCUGGUCCUCCUUUCUGUACAGUUGUGAAUCCUGCAACCUACUUUCAUAGCAUUUUUUAGAACUCUCUUCUGUUCUUAGUAGGGCUGCCAUAGGUCUGGAAUUUCCUGGAACAUUACUGGGAUUUCAAAGGAGGACUGACGUCCGGGGGGAUUUCCAAAAGGUGGUGUGUUUUGUCCUGGAUCUUAGGCAAGUCAAUCAAAAAAUUGCAUUUGUAAAAACAACUUUUGGGGUGUCCUGAUAUUUUGCUUUUUGAAAUUCGGCAACCCUAGUACUUAAUAUAGGGACGUGGGUGGCGCUGUGGGUAAAACCUCAGCGCCUAGGACUUGACAAUCGUCAUGUCGGCGGUUCGAAUCCCCGCAGCGGGGUGCGCUCCCGUUGCUUGGUCCCAGCGCCUGCCAACCUAGCAGUUCGAAAGCACUCCUGGAUGCAAGUAGAUAAAUAGGGACCGCUUACUAGCGGGAAGGUAAACGGUGUUUCCGUGUGCUGCGCUGGCUAGCCAGAUGCAGCUUGUCACGUUGGCCACGUGACCCGGAAGUGUCUUCGGACAGCGCUGGCCCCCGGCCUCUUAAGCGAGAUGGGCGCGCAACCCCAGAGUCGGACACGACUGGCCCGUACGGGCAGGGGUACCUUUACCUUUACCUUUAGUACUUAAUAUUGUGCAUUAGUUUCAGGUUUUCAAAGCACACUUAUUGUUUUCUCUGCUCUUUAUGAAUUCAUUUUCUCCCAUUGGCUAUCUUAGAGCUUGGUGGCUUUUUAAAAGUGCCUUCCUACUUCUUUAUAUAUAUUUUCUGGGACUUCUGCAAAGUAUAUACCUCUGCAAAUCUUUGAAAAACCUCCAGGUAGAUUUGCUAGAUGUCUUCAGUCCUCCAAAUCCAGAGUACAAUUCCUGCCACAUAUACAUUAAUGACUGAAUAAAUGGCUCAACCCCAGAAUUGUCUCUCAUCAAUGUCCCCAAUUUCCCAGAGUCAGUGAAGUCUCCCUCUAGUGGCCAGUAACCUGUUGACUUUUUUUGCUAAAUGCGUCUGUGCUCUUUUCUGCUUUCAGUUUGGGCUGAGGAAAAAAAUGCUGGAUCAGCAAUGUUACAUUCCCCCUGGGAGCACCCUCUAGUGGUGAUGUGCAGCCAUGGUUGAGAAAUAAACUUUUUCAUUUGUUUCCACCACCGUGAUCUAUUUUCUUUUAAAAAAUAUUUUAAAUGAAGUUUCACUUGAACAUUUAUUGUUUCUUUAUCAAUAACAUUUAUAUGCUGCCCCGUAACAGUGACUUACAGUAAAUAUAAAAAAAUCAUAUGAAAAUUCAUUAAAACACUGCACAAAUAUGGGUUAUAAAAUCAACUGUAGUAAAUCUGAAUGCUGGGAGUAAAGCUACAAGAAAACAUGAAGAAACAAUUGGUUCCAAAUAACAAAAAUACAUUUGCUGGCAAAAUCUAUAAAGUAUCUUGGAAUUUGGCUUACACUGGAUUAUAUAUAUAUAACUGACAAUCAUGAAUAAUUAUUCAAGAAUAUUGAACAGAGUUUAGGUUUUGGAGUUCAUUCCCGUUUUCCUAAAUAGGAAGGAUUGUUGUUUAGUCAUUUAGUCGUGUCCAACUCUUCGUGACCCCAUGGAAGGAUAUUGGAAGUAAAAAAUAACAUUUAUCCCCAAAUCUUGUUUCUGUAUAUAAAUAUCCCAUGACAGGAAUGGAGGCUGGUCUGUUUUGGUGAAAGGGUCACUGCCCCAGCAACUUCAGUCUGCCAUCAACAUCUGUCAGAUUCUCCAUCUUAGUCUCAGUGCUACCCUUUAUAGCAGCAGAGAGAAAGAUGGGAGCAAAACUCAACAAUUCAUUUGGACAGGAAAACCACUUACACAUUCUUGCUGAUUGUGGCUAGUUUUACUGCAUUAGAAGGACUGGACGAGGCUCCUCUGAUAGCUUGUUGGUUGGAGGACCUUUCAUCUCUUGCAGCAUAUGAAAAAAUCUAUGUUUGCCUGCAAGUGCAAAGAGCAUAACUUUUUUGAGAUCUAAGACCCCUAUUUUGAACUAUUUGUGUGGUAUACAUGCCAUAUGGGCUCUGCCAAAGCCCUACGUCCCCCUUGCCUAUCCAACCCACCCUUCACCUUUUCCUUCUUUUUAAUACUUGGUUUUGACCACAUGUGCCUGAUUUUCAAAAUGGUAUUGUGAAUUGACAUCCUUUGCUGAUAUGUUUUCUUUUUCCUUCUUUGUACUGUUAUGGAAAAAAUAAAAACCAAGAAACUUUGCAUUUUAGAAAAAUAAUAUAUGAAUAUUUCACUAUACCAUUCAUGAAGUAACUGGUAAAGGACUUUUGCAUUCCACCAACAAUAUCUGAUAAAUGAUCUUGACCAAUCAUUGCUUUGCAAAAUAAUGAUAAUUACAACAUCCUGAACUUGUAUAAUAUCAGCAGUUUUGUUUAUUUAGUUCUCCGCAGGACAUCCAUCAUGUCUGUCUCUUUUUUGUUUUGCUUUACAUUUUACAGUUUUCUUUUGCUCCCUGUCUGUUCUCACCAGCUGGUCAGAGAAAAUAUUCAGCUACACCCUAUUUCCUUUUGCUUAAUAGACACACUGUUCUGUUCUGCCAAUUUUGUGUAUAAUAAUUUCUUUCCCCCUGUAUUCAUUUCCAAUACACUGGUCAGCUUUCAGCAUCUACUUCAUUAACCAUAGACUAUCAGCAGUUUAUGAAGGAUAUUUUAUUAGGUUGGAGCGGGGGGGGGGAUCCUGUUCCCUCAAUCCAUUUUGUAUGGUAUUCCUAGAUUUGUGUGUUUGGUUUUACUCUCAUAGUUUCAACAUUUGUGCUACUUGGUUCUGGGUUUUUAUCUAGCCUUUUUUUUGAUGCAUAUAUGCACUCCAAUCUGCCAAUUAGAGAGGCAUUAGGGCAAAGAAGAUGAUUACUGCUGCUUGCCUUCUAUAACAAUUUUAAAUGUUAACUAUAUUUAGAAUGAAAGAAUUAUAUGAGAACCAAACACACAUUACAAAGAAGACACAUGAGCAUCACCAAACUGCAUCCCUCCAGUAUGUGUAUUUGGGGCAGGGAUGGCACGGGUGUGUGUGUGGAAACAGGAGCAGCAAAGUCGAUUUAGAUGUGAGAGUUGUGUCCCGCAGGUUAGAUGUGAGAGUUGUGUCCCGCAGAGCUCUUGUGCAGAUUGGUUGUGAUGAGUGGCAUAGUUUUUCUCUUGUAUGGUUUGUCUAGGUGCUAUAAGUUCCACAUCAACUUCAUCUGCCAAUUGCACUUCUUUAUUAUUUUGCUAAAAGCUUCCUCACUAGUUUUCCUGUGUUGUUCCAUUAUCCCCAGUAACUCUUGUAUAUGUGCUUUCAUUUUCAGUACAUCUAAUUUCACAGACUGCAGAGCUUUGGUGUCUGGCUCUAGCAGUGAAUAAUAUCUGUUUAUUAUCACAAGACAAACAAUAAAAGUUGUUGUCCGUGUUGCUUUAUCCUGCUGAUUGCUUGCAUUGGGAGACAAUGCUUAUGUGAUUUUCUGCAAACACACAGAUAUUUUUGUAUUUUUUCUUUAGUCCACUAUAUUUCACAUAGUACGGAUUCUGUUCCAUUUUCCUCUAUAGAAUUUGCAUGUGGCUUUUUCAGUCGCUGUUCAACUGACACCUUUUUCCUGUUCGUGACAGAAAGGAAGUUAGAAGCCUCUUCAUGAGAACCACUAUGUCACCCAAUAUGUGAGUGCUCUCUUGAAACUUAAUUGAAGUCUUUGUACCUAGUACAGUGGUACCUCGGGUUACAUAUGCUUCAGGUUACAUACGCUUCAGGUUACAGACUCCACUAACCCAGAAAUAGUACCUUGAGUUAAGAACUUUGCUUCAGGAUGAGAACAGAAAUCAUGCUCUGGUGGCACGGCAGCAGCGGGAGGCCCCAUUAGCUAAAGUGGUGCUUCAGGUUAAGAACAGUUUCAGGUUAAGAAUGGACCUCCGAAACGAAUUAAGUACUUAACCCGAGGUACCACUGUACAAGCUUUGUAAUGAAUGUGUCCUGUACCUCUCAUACUACUGGCUGGGAAAAUAAAAUGCAGUAAUGGCAAUCAAAGGCACCAUAGCACUUAGUGUCUCUUUCCCAAGUAAAGGAUUUUUGCAACCCAUUUCCCAAGAGCCUUGAUGGACACCUUUGGUUUCUAUUCCUGGCUACUACCACCCCCAUCUGCCCUUCAAAAAGCAGGGCUGUGUCCAGCAGCACUCCCAAGCUCCUCACCAGAUCAUAAAAAGGCACCAGAACUCCUUUGUUUAUAACUGUGUUUUUAGGCCUUCCAAAUCUUGUAACAUUUGCAGAAGCGGCAGCAUUAGAUCAGAACAAGUAGCAUUCAUCUAAGCUGUCUACUGGCCUGGGAUGGCUCUCUUGCAGAAAGUGCAGAGAACCCAAGCCUGGCAGCCACUGUCAAUAGGAGUGGUUUCAGAGGUCAUUCUAAACCUCUUGUUGACUAGCUAGAUAUGUGUGUAUCGAUGCACAUGAAAAUAAAAAAAUGCAUUUAGAAUUAGAGGGGGCUUGUGUUUCCUUGCCCCUCCACCCCACCGCAAACACCACUGGUUACAAGAGUACAUGGAUCUCUUUGACAACAAGGGCACUGGGAAGGAAACCUCUCUGUUGUGUAUGUGGCGCCAAUCAAGUUGGGUGCACACAUAGGCCUGUCAGAUAAGCAGCAGUCGUACUGGUCAACUUUGGGGCAGUAAAGGAACCAGAGGGGAUAAAAUCCAGGCCUUGCUCCACCUCCCAGAUGAAAACAGAAGUACAUUUUAUCACAGUCUAGUGAUGCAAGUGUUAAAUGACUAAAAUGUGGCAAAUAUAAAGGAAGCUGCUUAUGCAUCAUGUUAAUUUCUGGUUUUCAAUGAAACUUCAGAAUGUAUUGACUUGUAAAAUUUUGAUGUGACAGUGAAACAAAUUGAACCCACCUGCUGGGGGCAACAACCUACUGAGCUGAAUGAAUGAAAGCCAAUCCUUUGUUCUUAACCUCUGAAUUCUUUACUUUCUCCCCCCUUGACCUCCCCCUUGCCCCCCCCGCAAAUCAUUUGUGAUCCAUUUGAAUUCAAAAUCAAAAUAACAUAAAAGAAAAUAUACAUACACAUGGUUUUAACCAGCAGCACAUCUAUUUAGGAUCUCAAGAGUGAUGACAUCCUUUCCCUCUCCUAGGGCCAUAUUCUUCUCUCACUAGGACUGGCAAGGUUGUUUUGGUGUAAAAAUGAGGGAAAUUUAUUGUCCCUGCUGUGGCAAAGAAAAAUAAAAUGGUCUCAAUGAAAGAAUGCUAGUGGUGAGUUAGGGGUAUCCCCACAGAGUAAAUUGUUUGUCAAAAUCACAUGAUUCAUUGUAUUUGUCUCCAAGUUAGAUCCCCCUACUGUGGGUUUAUAUUCUAGUGAGUCAUCCUGGUGGGAGAGUGAACCUCAAAGGAAAUGGUUGACUAAGUGGUUAUUAUAUAUUUUUAACUGUUCUUCAUUAGGCAAAAGUGUGUUGAAUUAAUCUCCUUAUCAAAAGCCUCCUUUUAUAGCUCCCAACAUCCUAAACAGAAAAAAAGUCAUGAAAGACCCAGUGCUUUUGGGGGACAGUGCUCACCAGUAAGGAGCACUUUCACCUCUCUGUUUUUGUGCUACUCAUGGCACUUUUUAUCAACAUGUGAGUAUUGGCACCUCGUGGGGGUUUUUUUGUAAAAAAAAAAAAAGCACUGGAAAUACUUACCCAAUAUUCUCCAUGUAUUUUUAAAGCCAUCAAAGCUAGACUGGUCUGUACCAGAUUUGAGCAUGGUUUUAUUUUGAGACUAUUUGGUCAGCUGCUUGAGACACGGGCAUAGUGGGGGGGUGCCGGGGGGGCGUAGCCCUGGGCUCAUGAUUUUGAGGGGGGCGCAAACCAGGUGCCCCCCCCCCACAGGGAUCCGCAUCCUGUCCUGUCUGCCACUGGCAGUCUCUGGGCCUGGCCUUGCUGCUGCAUCCCCAGUCCCCUUGUUGAAAGGCUGCCCAGCCAAUGUCAGAGGGUUUUUCCCACCAAGGCCAGCGUCGUCUGGCUAGGCUUCUCCCUGCACAGGUGGGCAGACGGUGCAGCGUGGCCCUACUUUGCUGUGGUAGUGAGGGCUGGGCUGACACAGUGGGCUCUGUGAAAGCUCUGCGCCCGGCCCCUGCCCAGUGUGUGUGUCCCCACAGUGGCAGGAACAAGGGCUGGCUGGUGCUGUGGGUUAUGUUUGCCCUCCACACCCCACCCACCCCUGCCCGGAGCACACGCCCUGGGCUCUGGCAAACGAUGCAACACCACUGCUUUGAGAGCCACUCAGAACUAUGAAGUGGGAUAUAAGUAUUCUAAACAAACAAUGGUUUGCCUAGUACUAGAUAUUAAGCCAUUAAAGCUCAUGGCCACCACCCCAUCCUUUGGCAAUGAAUUCCAUAUAUUAAUCACGCUUUGGAUGAAUAAGUACUUCCUUCUGUCUGCCCCAAAUUUCCUACCAAAUGUCUUGUUUCAUAGGCUGUCCCUUGCUUUUACCAAACCCUCUCUGUUAACUUCAGGCUCAACAGAAGAAUCCGAAGUUAAAUCUAUGGAAAACUGUGGAAACCUGAACGCUGUGGCACUUUUCCAAAAGGGAAGUCUACUUACGUUCUCGGUUCCCCUGCUACUGAGAGGGUCUUAAAAAUGUGAGGAUUGAAGUGUCUAGGUGCACCUGUACAGACACCAUCCCUUUAUGUCAGACAUAACUAGCACUGGAAGCCUGCGCUGUACUAGAAAUGUCAUUGAAUACACUUAAAGGAGAAACCAAAAUUGCAGCUGAGUGCAGCUACAAUGGAUGAUUAUAAUACAGAGCAAACUAUUUCUAGCAACAAAGGCCCUGAGCAUAUUAACUCAUUCAGUGAGUUGUAUUGUGUAUAAUUCUUGCUUACACUUGCUGUCAUGCGCCGUAGUUAAAAUUUACACUCUUUUAUUGGACAUGAGAAGAUAUUUUUAUUUAUACCCUCUUUUGUUAGCCAUUUGGCUUCAUAAUAAUUAAUCAAGCCACCAAAGCAUUAUCAUAGUGGGGAGUGAGGAGGACUUAUUUGCAUUAUUAAGAUAUUCUAACAGGGUAUCUCAGUGUGUUAACAGCUCAGCUACAAUAUGGGCCUCUUGUUUUAUGACAAGUUACAAUUUUCUUGUAAUGUUAGCUGAAGUUCAUCUCAAUAAUUAUGCUAAAUUAAGGAGUCCUGCAUAUAUAGAAAUAAACAUUAAAAUGCAUUAAAUUGAAGUGAAGAAUGUAAUUUAAUCCCUCUACAACUAAACGAAAGUCAGCACUAAGAGUGCCAGUUAGUCCUUGUUUCACCCUGUUAGGCCUUGAUAAGACACACAACCCUCACUUUCUUAGGUGUCCUUUACAUAGACACACACACAGCAAUAUUGGGUACUGCUUCAUCAUGGUGAGAACCCUCCAUGCAGUAAUAUAUAUGUGAAUAACAUAACCCCAUGACAUACCCUUCAGCUGCCCUGAAUUUGCUGGCACCACCACAGAAACAAUUAAGCUAUCAUGGCUUCUUCCUUUGCCAUAGCUGCAAUUUUACCCAAGGUCCUUUUAAGAGUAGUUUGGCUCCUGUCUUCUGCCCCUGCCCAUGGGUACGUUGUGAGGAGGAGAAGAUGACCCGGUGUGGGGGAGCAAACCCUGGUGGUGGAGGGCAUGUGUGAACAAAGGUGGUUUUUGGAGCCUGCAGCACCCAGCAGACAGGAGAAGGGAGAGAGCGCUUUCAAAAUAGGAGCCCACCCUGCUGAGGUGCUAGAACUGCCUCUGCUCUCUAUCCUUCCCUCCGUCUCCUCUCCCCUUCAUAUUCUACCCCCCUCCACAAUUCCUCCCCAUUCUGCUUUUUGCACCACAAUGACACAUGUUAGCCCCCCCCCCUUUGCUACACAGCUCCAUUCACCCACCAUUCAGCACAUGCAUUGCCCCCUAAGUAAACAGAGCCUAGGAAUGUGUGACCAGGCAAGAGAAAGAGGGCAAUGGAGAGGAAGGCAUAUGGGGGCAAGGGAGAAGCCAGGCAGAGGUUUUCCCUGCAUAUUUUAGAGUCUUCUCCUUCUUGGAGAACCAAUAAGAAAUACUACCCCUGGCCCGCAAAAAUAAAAUAAAAUCCCCACCACUCUUAAGCCGCCCCCCAUCCCUUCUUUCAGCCUGCCCCUUUUAAACACAAUUCCUCCCAUUUAUCAUUUCAUUCAUUCAUCCAUCAUUUUUUAGGUUAUUAAAAGGAGGGGGGGGGACCAUUCACAAUUAACUUUCUUUGGCUAAAUACCUUCCCAUCAUGAUAACUGUGCCCACUUCUCUCCCCCCCCCACCUUUUUCCAGCCUAUAUUUCCUCUUCUAACCCUGUCACCAAUUCUGAUUCUCUUUCUUCUUUUCUCCUUUUCCAAAAAUGUCCUUAUCCUCUCCCCCCCCAUUUCCAAUCUUUUUCUCUUCCUUCCCCUCUCACUUCUUUCUCUUUCCCCUCCCUUUCUCCCCCUUUUCCUUCCUUCUUCCCUUCCUUUCCCCAGUCCUCCUUCCUUUUCUUCCUUUCUUCAUCAUUUUCCCUUCCUUUCAUCUUCACUUUCUUUUUCUCUCUCUGCCCCCUUUUCCCUUUUCUUUCUUUUCAUUCUUCUCUUCCCCUUUUUCUUCUUCUUUCUUUUUCUCUCUCCUUUCCUGAUUCUUCCAAAUUACAGCAACUGUUUCCUGUUAAAUGACAUUUCAUAGGCAGGGCAAAAUAUAUCAUGUGUAAAGAGGUAAUUGGGAGAUCUUAUACAUUUCCCAUGUUUGAUCUCACCUCACACAUAUACGUCAUAUACAAAUGUGGGAGAAACUUCCUGAGGUAAAACAGAAUGUCCCUAUUUUCAUCUGAGUAAUGUUGAAGGGUACAUGUCUUCAGAAAUCAACAUCCUGUUGGGAUUACUGUAUAUUACUUGCUUGCAUGCAUGCGUCCCAUUGUGGUCCAUGGAACAAGGAAUCUGACUGUGCUUGAGUGUCCCCCACACUGCUGCACAAGUGUGUGAUAGAAACCUUAUAUAUCUGCAUCUUUUGUUUGCUGUGGAAGAUGCAUGGCAGAUACCUGGGCCUGAACUGACCUUUUUGGGAAGGAGGUUUCCUGAAUGUAGGCAAAUAUUGGUCCCAUGAGAUGAAGUUCAAGGCUUUAUUCACAAAUUAAAAAGUAACAAAUCACUGGGACUGAGUAGAAUCCCCCAGAGAGUUCUUAAAGAAUUCAUUGGGUGAAUUGUUGCUAUCCUAACAAAAAUAUGCAACUUGUCUUUAAAAUCAGCUUCCAUACCAGAGGACUGGAAAGUAGCCAAUGUACUAUUUUUUAAGCAAUUGAGGUGGGUGGGUAAGCUCACUGUCUGUUGGGGUGAAAAACAUAGUUCAAGAUAAAAAUAUCAAGCAUAUAGAAGAACCAGUCUUGCUGGAGAAGAAUUAGCAAAGUUUCUACAAAGGGGAGUCCUGUCUCAACAAACAAUUUUUGCACCAGGAAUUUUGGGAUACACACAAAAAAUGGCAUAAAACUCUUGUUCUCUUGGCUAUUUUUCUAUAGCUGGAGUUGGAACAGUUUCAUGGUAUUUUCAAGGUACUACUAGACCAUAAGCCUUAAAAUGUUUCAGGUCCUAGAUGUCUCAGUCUGUGGAAGGACCCUACAGAUGCAGGAUUCUUCCUCAGAGGAAGGCAAGUAAGAGCUUAUAGGCUUGCCUGUGUUACUGACACUUUUGCCAUGACAAAAGUUCAAGGACAGGAGUGGAGGAGGUUGUGUGGGGAGCAUUUUAUUAGACUUGGGAUGGCACUCUUCCCCUUUAUUGUUCAGUCAUGCAGUUCUGUUGUAAAGCAUUGAGACAAUCACUUCUAGGCUUUUGUAUAGUUUGAUAGCUAAUUGAGUUUGCUCAGUGGGCACGGGUAAUCCACUGACGUUUCUUAAACCUGGAAUGGAGAUGUGUGAGAGAAAGAACAGCUUUACAGUUAGUUUGUCAAUGUGUUUGUCUCUGGUCAGAGAAACUAGCAGGUCAGCUGGCAAGAAGCAGCAGUGGCCCCUUUGAGGGUUCUGUUACUUAUAGGAAACUGAUGCUGGUUUAGGAUGAUGUCCCUUCCUUAGGAUUCAUGAAAGGGUGGCGCGUUCUGUGGACUGUAGCAGUACUUUCCAAGUACCUGCAGAGCAGGUUGCCAUGGAAUCAUCAACGUCCAAUCUUUUGUCCAAAACAUGGAUGAUGCCAGCACUUUUAUUUGGCAUUCUAUUUAGUAGGCAUCUGGUCUUAGUAUUGCUAAGUGCUCAAAUUCACCAAGCCAGACAUGUGUCCCCACAACAUUCAUUUAAGCCAGAAGUACAGAGGGGAGAAAAGAGGGUUUAAUAGCAAAAAAAUUACUGUUUCACAAAAUGGAAAUCCUCUGUUCGGAUGCUUUAAUGUAUGAACAGCAGAUAUGUGAUUAAAUAUUCUAAAAUUAGCCAGAUUGUGUUUUCUACAUCGCUACCUUCUACAUAUUUCUGUCCCCAAACCAUAAUUUAUAACCACAGUGUCAGAAAUCAUAAUUUAGAAGUAGCUUUAUCCAGUUCAUUUGAUCAGUGUUUUUAAGAGGGGCUUCCUCAAUUAAGUAGUCACUCUGCUGCAAAUUGUCCUGAAUUACACCUUUGGAUAAUUAGGUCUAGGCAGAAAGUGGUCAUAUUCAUUUUGCUUUUAAACCGGUUCUGUUACUGCUUUAAGACUUCUUUUGUCCACUUGCUUACUUUCAAUAUUUCCAUCCUGCUCUCAGUACAAACAGCAUAAUCAAAAAUUAAAAUAAUAUAGAAAACUUAAUACAUUUGUAAAUUAAACUAAAUCUGCAUUACAAAUACAAUGUUGAUAAAAAUGCAAGGGCAUUUUUUAAAAGGGAAGCCUAAUGGAAAAUGUGUGCCUUAGCUACUUGUCAAAGGGCAAGUGGUAGUGGGGUCUGGCAAACAUCCUUUGGCAGAAUGUUCCAUUGCCUUGGUUCCACUGCAGAAAAUAAACUGGAUCUUGUGAAUGGAUUCAGCACUACCAACUAACCCCUUUCAUUUAUCCAAAGUUGCUUACCUUCUCAGAUUGGAGUAGUCCAUGAGCAUCAAAUACAGGCAGAUGAGUUUAAUAAUAGCUAUGCUCAAGGCUCCACAAGACUUUCAAAUAAACAAAAUUAAUGCAACCAUUUUGAGUGCAUGCUGAUCUGACCAGUAGUUAGCUUUUUCAGUGAUUUUGGCAUACUGACUGGCUUUUGCAAAUGCUCCACACUGAACUCACGAUAUCCAAGAAAGUCUUCUCAAAAUGAUUUAAAUCAAGUAUGCUGAGUCAUAGUUAGUGCUGUACAAAUAUAUCUCAAACCAUUCGGAUAUUCAUUUGCAAUUUCAUCUAGUAAUUUAUGUUCUGCUGCAGUUGGUUUAUUUUGCCCAAAUCUUUGUUCUGUUUCUUAAUUCACUGAUGUGGAAAUAUACUUCUUUUUUAUGUAGCACAUAAUAUAGACACAUAUAUUAGCUAUCAACAGAUAUCUGCAAACCAAUUACCUCCCCUGCGUGUUUCAUUUCAAAGUUAAUGAAAGCGAAUGACUCAUCACAAAGCCAUCCAUGGCUGCAAACCUUACGAUAUCUACUCAGAAGUAAGUUCCACUGAAUGCAGUGUGUCAUGCUACCAGCCAAGGGGCUAGGACUGCAGCUGCUUUCACUACUUGAUUUCACAAUUCAUUAUACAUUUGUCGUCCUAUCCCAUUUACCCCAGUCAGGAAUUGGGGAAGGGUGGUCUGAUUAUAACUCAAGAUAAAAGAAAACACCCUUCAGGUGGUCAAAAUGUGGAGUCAAAUCCAGGUGGUUCUCCCCACAUUGACAAAGAAGAGCACUUUAAGAGGACUUUAAAUAACUUUUUGAAAAGAAAAGUGAGAGAUGUAGUCCACUGGUUUUUUAAAUUCACAAUAAGAUGCAGAUUAAGGUUGAAAUUCUAAUCAACACCUCUGGGAGUAAGCACCACUGAAUUCAGUGGGGUUUACUUCUGUGGAUAUAGAUGUGGUUAGGCUUGCAGUCUUAGUGCACAUAAGCUGCCUUUGACAGCAAAAAAACUUCAGAAAAUAUAGAUGGGAAGAGGCACCCAUAAAUGAAUAUAUAAAUAACAUAUAUUGCAAAGCAAUUUAUAUCGCAAAGCAAUCUAUGUAUGUAUACAGUAAUGUAUGUAUGUUAAUACUCCAAAAUCCUGUAAAUCCCCUAGACGCAAUCAAAAAACAAUGGGAGAAUGACAUAGGUUACGAGAUUAACCCCACUCAAUGGACCAGAAUGUGGUCUAAACCCCCCUUUAAAUCCAUAUCAACGAAAAGAAAAGAACUCACACUGAAACUCACCUACAGGUGGUACCUAACACCAAGGAAACUAGCGCUAAUACACCCAGGAACCUCACCAAAAUGCUGGAGAGGGUGCACCUCCACAGGCACAUACCUCCACAUGUGGUGGGAGUGUCCCAAAAUCCAACUAUUCUGGACAACAGCCAUACAAGAAAUAUGUAAAAUAACUAAGCAAGUAAUAGACAUCACCCCAGAAUUGGCCCUACUAAACAUCUUCCAAGACAACAAUGCCCAUUUACACCACAAAGAACUCAUAACCCACCUGCUCUCAGCAGCCAGAAACACCAUAACCAGACACUGGAGAGACCUGUCAGGAGUAAGCAUGGACCAAUGGUACCAAAUAGUAUGGGAAACAGCCCUACUAGAAAAAUUAACUAAUAAACUGAAACUGACACGGGACAAACAGAAGAAGACGCCUUCACCCCGGUAUGGCUCCCAUUUAUCACAUACACAGCCCAACAGGACAAUGACAAUAAUCCACCAACAGCAUACAAAUCAAUAUGGCUAACCUGAUCCAAAACACCCACCCACCUCACUCACACACGAAAACAAAGAUCACCACAGCCAAUCACAAGCAAACAAUCACACCCUAGGCCAACCCCAACCUCUCUCACCACCAAAGGAACACAAGUGAACAACACAAGCAACGCUGACACCAAACUCUACAUACAUUAAACAUAAUAGAAACACCGCCACCCGACCCCACCCCCAUCCAUCUCCCUCUCUCCACCCCCAUUGUCUUUUUUCUUUGUUUUUCUUCUCCCCAUAAUGCCUCAACAAAUGAAACGGAUUUGUAAAAAUGUUACAUGGGUAAAAAAAAAUACGAGGCACUACACUUCUGUAAAACAAGAAAAUCCUUAAUAAAAUAUUUAAAAAAAAAAAAAAAAAAAAACAAAUGGAGUGAGUCUCUUUUCUACCGUUAUUUGCAAGGAGGAAAACACGGGAACUAAUUAUAUUAUUCAUUCAUACACUGCCUUUUCCACCCUGACAGGGACUCUGAAAAAAUGCUAGUUGCAGCACAGUCAGUAAGGCCAUAACUUAACAUGCAUUUAACUUACGCACAUUCAGCUUUUUUUGCACGUGUCUAAAGAAAUAAAAGGGAGCAGAAUGGGUGCAUGGUUCUGGGAGAAAUGACUUUGGCAGUCCCACCCAGCAUUGGACCCAGUAGAUUUUGGCAAAGGGUCAGUGCAUCCGGCUGUGAACCAGAAGGUUGGUGGUUCGAGCCCACCCAGGGACUGCUGUGGGCAGGAUUCCUGCAUUGCAGGGGGUUGGACUAGAUGACCCUUGGAUCCCCUUCCAGCUCUACAGUUUUAUGAUUUUGACUUUAGGCACAAUCCCUGGAACGUAACCCAUGUGUAGGUUGCAGGCUAUCUUUUUAUUAUUAUUAAAUACUUUUAUUUUGCUCUAAACAAAUACAUAUAAAUAUAUACAACCAAAAUUACAAAAGAAAAUACCUUAAUAAUAAUAAUGGAAAAAACUAAAAAACUACAAAAAAUAUCAAAAUACAUGGCACAGAACAUAAGCAACUAUGGAAAAGAAAAGAAAAAAGAAAAAGGAAGAUGAGCCAAAACAGGAAAGCUCAUCUAUUGUACACUUCCGUCAAGUUCACAACAGAUCAUUAUUCUUAUCAAUUCUCUCUAUCUGCAAACCAAAGGAAUCCCUCAUCUUGGUAUCAGGGAGCAUUUCUCUAUGCGGUAUCAUUCUAAACAUAACCAGGUCUUUCUUGUUGAGCCUUUGUCCCCUAAAUAAUUAUUUAAACAGGUUGCAGGCUAUUUUAUAUUUCUCCCAUUGGACAUCUGCAAAGCUAAUGAAGGCAAGAACAAAUAGGGUGACCACUUGCGCACUGCUGUUUCCCCUGCGGAAAAAGAGUUGUGCAGUUUUUCAUAAAAUUUGCAUAUGUGCAUUUACAUGUGGAGUUUCAAAUUUAUAAAUAAUGACCAGGGGCCACAUGGGCAUAAACAGGAUUUUUGUUGGGGGUGGGGCUGGCCUUUUGUUGGGGAGGGGACAGAACCUCAGUUAGCUAUGUAUUUUUAUUGAUAUGGGAGGGGGCAGCUGCCAUUCCCUGCCCCACCCCCGAUAUACCCCUGAGUGGCCCUCCAGGAUGUUGGUUGUCUAUAACUUGGGAUAGCUCAGUUGGUAGAGAAUGAGAAUCUCAGGGUUGUGGGUUUGAGGUCAAACCCCCCAUUGGGCGAAAGAUUCCAGCAUUGCAAGGGAUUGGACUAGAAUAGAUGACGCUCCUGGUCCCUUCCAACUCUACAAUUCUGUGAUUCAUUGAGGGUUAACCGCUGGCCAUGCUGGCUGGAGCUGAUGGGAAUAGGUGAUUUCAGAAUCUGUGCCAAGCACCCCAUGGCAUUUCUGGGCCAGUACCUCCCUGCUUCCCACACUCCCACCUCUGCCAGCUUCUCUUAAUGUAGAAGAUAUGAUUCUAUGAUUUAUGAGUCUUAUAUAUAUAGACAGAGAGAGAUGAAACUUGCAUGCACCUUGAAACAACACAAGAAUUAGAUAAAAAAAUAUUAAAAAAAAAAAAUGUAUGUAUGUUAAAAACAACAAUGUAUGUUGUAGAGCAGGCUUCCUCAACCUCGGCCCUCCGGAUGUUUUGAGACUGCAAUUCCCAUCAUCCCUGACCCACUGGUCCUGCUAGCUAGGGAUCAUGGGAAUCGUAGGCCAAAAAAAUCUGGAGGGCCGAGGUUGAGGAUGCCUGUUGUAGAGAACCAAAGGAAAUCAUUUUCACAGCAAGAUACCAUGCUGCAAUGGGACUGUUUGAAGGAGGCAGUGGUAAAACCACUCCUUAAGAAACCUUCCCUGGAUUUGGAAAACUAACUAUCUACUGGCCAGUUGCUAAUCUCCCUUUCAUGAGCAAGGUUCUGAAGCGACCAGAUCCAGACGCUUUUGAAAGAAACAGAUUUUCUGGAUCCAUUUCAAUCGGGGUUUUGGCCCAGUUUUGGCCCAGAAACUGCUUUGGUCGCCCUGUAUGAUGACCUAAGCUGGUGCAACAAGUAAGCUUGUCCGCUAGACAGAGUGGUUCUGCUCAUGUGGGAAGCAAGUCAUCCUGUAGUGAACAGCAUUGCAAUGAAGCCAGUCUUAUUGUACUCUGCAAACACAACAAACUGAAAGAAAGUCAGGGCAAGGUAACACUGGCUGUGCUAUUUUUAUUGCUACAAUCUGUUCCCUAAGUCGAUGCAUCAUAUUAUGCCAACAUGUUAGAAGUGACCAAUACACUGUACUUGGUCAUCUUAAAUCCCCCUAUUUUUCACAUCUGGUUAAUUCCAAUUACUUGGCAUAGGUAUGGAGAAAUAAGUGACCCUCAAAUGUUAGUGGCCAGCAUGGUCAAUGACCAGAAAUAAUGGAACUAGUAAUGCAAUAGCUAGAAGGCCCCUGGGGUUCGACAUCCCUGGUUUAACAUCAUGUCCUUUAAGGGUCUCACUGAUUUAAGAGCAAUUUCAUAUAUCACUUGAACAUCAUACAACUGCUGAUUAGGCAAUUAUAAGCAAAACUGACAUUAAAUAGUUAAACAUUAAAAGGACAAAUUCUAAAUCAUCUGAUGAAAAGAAUCCAGCUUUAUUCAUAGUAAUGGCUCACAUUUAUUCCAAUCAGUUUUGAUUCUAAUAAGGUUCCCAGUAGUAAACAAUUAGUACCACCUACGCUAAAUAAAAUUUCUAAUCGACAGGUAGUAAUGACAAAACACAUUCUGCAGGCAAAAACUAUUUUGGAUUAGCCUAUGGGGAAUUUUUUUUAGAAAGAAAAUCCAGAAAGGAAACUUCAGCAGGCCAGCUGGCUAAUGCUUGGGAUAAUAACCCUGCAUUUCUUUGAAGAAAUAAUAAGAGAGAAUGAUCAACAGCAACAAAACAAAGCUUCCCAUGAUACGAUGUACUAUGGAUAAAUUCAUGUGCAUUUAUAACAGCCAUUUCUAGCAAGCAAAUGCCAGCAGCAUUCAAUAGCAUAUAAAUACACAUUUUUCAACGACUGUUGUUUCAUUCCAUUACCUCUCUAUUUGUUUCAAUGGAGUUGUUACUUACUAACACCACUUGAAGUACAAUCGGAAUUGCGUAAGUUCAGUACAGUCAUUUCCCUACCCAAAUGUUAAAAAAGCAAAAACUUUUUUUCCUCUUGCUGCACCCCACAGAACCACUUCUCGCUGUUAUUCCUUUUUAUGCAUUUCCAAAGGUUUAAGCAUUUCUAUGUUAAUCUACAACAGAUGAGAAGGGAGAACAGCUUCCAUUUGUUUUGGUCUUUGAGGAUCACUUCUGAUAACUGGCAAACCCAAAUAUCAUGUAAGCAUUACUAUGGAAGUUCCUAGUAGGAGUUACUGUUUAGUUACUAUUUAGCCAUUUUGUGACAUUUUGGUGGAUGUAAUAAAGCUGUGCCACUUCCAAAAUUACAGCUACUAUUUCUAUAUAUUUUGGAAUCAGGGUACCUGAAGGACUGCAUCCUUGAGUAUGAAUCUUAACAGAGCAUUAUGGUAAUUAACAGACUCUUCUGUGUGCCCCAAAAUUAGUUAACUAAGUCAAGAGGUGUUGAAUGCCUACUGAUUUUAAAUGGCUUUAGUGAAAUCCAUUUGGUUCUUAUGGCUGUUCUGUCUUCCAAUCCUAUGUUGUUUUGUUGCAGAUUUUUCAUAAUGAUGGUCUUUGUGUUUUCAGUGGAUUAAGAUGUUUUAAUAUUUGUAUUGCAUUUGUAUUUUAACCUCUGGCUUGCAGAUUGGAUAUGGCUUAUAUUCUAAUACAAUUUGACCCACAGCGUUCGCUGGUCUGGGUUGAUGUAGACCUGUUUCUCUCUCUCUCUCUCUCUCUCUCUCUCUCUCUCUCUGUGUGUGUGUGUGUGUGUAUGUGCGUGCAUACAUGCAUAUGUGAGUGGGUGAAUGAAAGAGAGAAAAGUAGGCAAAGUAUUUGCAGAGUCAUAAGGAAAGGGCUGGAGCUUGCACAUGGCCUCCAGGAGGGGGUGGUUUGUCAUGCCUUGACUCUCGUACAUAGGGACAAACUAUUUGAAACACUUGGUGCUAUAUACAUUAAAUAUAUGUGCUGAUUUUUCCCUACUUACCAAAACCUACAAAAGUGGUAUGGGAAUCAAUAGGGUUUACAUAAAAGAUGCAGAUUGUAAAUUUAAGUUUUUUGAGAUGACUAAGACACUUCUAGCAAAUUCCAGUAUGUAGGGGAAAAUCUGAGAUUGAUAUAUGUGAAAGAUUGCUUUCUAUAUGUUGUUCUGCCAUCUAUCGGUAAUUGCUAGGCAAAAGAUAACCCACGUUUUGUAAUUAUCUAGUUCCUGUUAGCUGGGAGCAAGGCAACUGAAAUGAAACGAUAUUUAAGUUGACUUCACUGUGUGUAGGAUUUUCAUCUUGUCCCACACCGCACAUUACUAAUUUCUGCUCUGUAUUUCAGACGGCUGUAUAUAAAGAAAUGAAAUAUGUAAAUAAUACUUGGAAGGGAACAAAGCAAAUAAGAGAAGUCAAACUUACUUUGUUCCUUAAAAGAAAAAGAGCUUUUAAAAUAGAAUUUCCUUGUCUUUCUGCCUGUGAAUUCACAGGGUAACAUUGAAGGUAGAGUUUGUUGCCCAGCAGAUGGCAAUGUUGCUACACAAAAACCAUCACAGAUUUAUAACUGAGAAACCGUACCAAAACUUUACAAGUGGGUGCACUGUAAAAAGAGAGAGAGAGAGCAUGUUUGUUGGCUUAAAAACAACUCGCUCCUUGAUCUCUUGGAUUGCAUUGUAUCUUUGGCCUAGCAUUUCUCAAACGAUGCAUAAAGAAGUAAAUAUUCAUGAAAAUAGUCAAUAAGAAUAAGUUUUAUUUGCUCUUGCAAGACACAUGGCUAUCCAGGAUCACUUUCCUUCAAAGAACAAUAUCUCAGCUAUAUUUGAUGAGAGGCCUGACCCUUUUCCUUAGCACCACUUUGGAGAAUUUUAUUCUUAUUAAUUUUACUUGCUGUUCAGAUAAGGUUGCUAAGAGCAAAGGAGCUGCUGUAUAUUUAGUCAGAGCAUUGAUCCAUCUAGCACAGUGUUUGGAGAUAGGCAAGGACUCACCAGAGUAUCAGCCUGGAGCCUUCCCAGACCUACCUUGGACAUGCUAGGGCACUGAACCAGGGAACUUCUGCAUGGAAGACACAUGUUCUAGAAAUGAGUCCUUGUCCUUCCCUAAAAUAAAAGCCCCUCUUCCAUUUUAUCUUCUGACCUUGCUCCUCUCUGACACAUGAAGAAAUGAGAGGGAAGUCUCCUGUUUUAUCUUCAUGCCAGAAAAUGUUACCUCAGGCUGCUGUACAGGACCCAGUAAAACUGGUGACUGGCCACCUCACCUACCAAAUACGAACAAAAACAGCCAAAAGGGAAUGUGCCAAAUAUUAUAUGUGUGUUUUCUUUUGAUUGAGAAAGACUGAUGUGAUUUGUACAUGCAUGCAUGCUAGAGAAUAUGUUUAAAUGUCCUUUCAAAGUUUUUUAAAAAGUCUUUCAUAUGAAAUAAUUAGUUGUAAUAAUAUUAGAAACAUAUUUUAUUCCUUUUUUAUUUUAAACAGAGUGGAAACUAAAACACACAAAAAGGAAAAGCAGUAACUUAAGCUUCGGUUUUUAUUUCCAACUAAACAUCUUAGAUUGGUGAUGUGAAUAUUUAACCUAAUAUCUUUUAGUCUUUCAGACUUUUGAUCUCCCACCAGCAUUCUGAAAUGGUGCAGUUUCAGGAUGUCUACUAUAACAUGUCCUAAAAUGGUCUGAUAGUGUGUUUCGAGAGAGGAGGAGUAUAGCAUUUUUUCUCACUGCCUCUUAAAAAAUAUCAGACUAGUUGAACCCAGGGCAUUGCUAGGAACAUUAAGGGUUCUCUGGGUACUAGCACAUGCCAUAUGAAUGUACAUGAAACUUGCACAUACUAAUUUAUAAGUACAUAUGCCUCUGGGCAAAUUAAAAUGGUGGAUGACCGGUGUCUCACCAGCAUUGCACUUUGCAGUGCACCCAUUUGUCUUGUAAGUACAGUUUUUUAAAAAAAAAAUGAAAGAAAAGGGAGGGCUGGCACAAAAGACCCAGAGCUCAGACUCCAUGAACCUUCUCCUAACAAUGCCCUUCACUGAACCACCAUCAUUGGUGUUCUGCAGUGACCUGUACUGAAAGUUGGAGAGAAAAGUAAGUGUGGUGAUUUCAUUUCAGAUUAGGCCAGACCCAAAUACAGUGGGAUGACAUCCCCCCCCUACUUUGAGCACUGCCAGUGGCGGAGUGCACGCCUGCUAAGGUGCAGAAAUGCCAUACUGCUGUGUUCCUAUCACUUAAAAUAUUUAAUUUUAGAUAGUUAAGCUAACGUUACAAACAUGCAUUUCGAUAACACACUUGGCAUGUAAGGUUUAUGAUCCUUAUCUUGUUCAGUGCAGCCUGCGAGUCAGGUCAUUUAUAUUUCUAUGCCACCAGCAAGGGAAUUCAUGCUUAAGAGACUUAACAAGCUGAGUGCUGUUCAGUAAGCUCAUUGCUCAUCACUGAUUUGAACCCAGGUCAGAAACCAACAUUCUUAACCCUGUGCCUCAUUAGGUAGCCAGCUGAGGCUGUCUGAUUAAUGCAUCAAUUGUUUUGCCUUCCAAUCCCACCACCCCCGCCCCUGUUGUUUCCUAGGUUCUCUCCAAUCAGUCAGCAGCACUAUAGACUUGGGCACCACUUUGUGGCCUUUUAGGAUGCUUCCAGUCUGUCUCUAUUUUCUGGUAGGAUCAGUUGCAUACCAGCAAAUUCAAGUUGCACAAUUCAAGUUGCACAAUUCAAGUUGACUUUGCACCCUUGCGCAGCAAAUGUGCUUCCCCCAAUAUUAGACUUCCUGCAAUAAGGUAAGGGUCAGGAAAAUGCACUAGGAAGUGUGGCAUAACAUUUACUUGAUGCAAGGCUCGUCUGAUUUUCCUCAAACUGGUCAGAAUGAAUCCUCAAUAAAUAGCCUACAUCGUCUAAUUUCCCUGCAAUCAAACUGGGGUGAACGUUCAGUGAACAGAUUAUUUGGGGUAAGUGACCUUUAAAGUGUAGCUGAAAGGUAGUUUUGAAGGAUAGUUGUGUUUUGGUUCAUAUAUUGUUUUAGAAAGUGCAACUUUGAUGGAUUCAGGAUUCUAUGAUAUUUUCAGUGUCUAUUAAUGACCUUCCUUUUAUCAGCCUGGAUAGCUCAGUUGGUUAGACCGUUAGAGUGUGGUGCUGAUAACACCAAGGUUGCAGGUUUGAUCCCCAUAUGGGACAGCUGCAUAUUCCUGCAUUGCACGGGGUUGAACUAGAUGAUCCUCAGGGUCCCUUCCAACCCUGAUUCUAUGAUCUAAAUGUGUACUGAAUUGAAUUUCUUCUGCAUCCUUAAAUAUGAUUCGCAUUAUUAGGUGAUAACAUACACUGAUAAUGGUAAAAGGCUCUGUACAAGAAGCAGGCAGUGUUUUUCUGCAGGGAGUUAAACAAAGAUGCAAAUUAGGUCACAUCUAUGCUUUGCCCAUCUCUGAACACCAGUUUUCAUUACAAAUCAACAGAAUAAAAACAAGGAUAGUUUCAGUAUGAGAUGGCUAGCUGCUUUACAGCUAACCUUUCAAGAAGAUUGUGGUUGUAGGGGGGGGGGGGAGAAGAAGAAUGUAGUUGUAGUUUGAUUUUGGAAAAGGAGCUUAUCUAAUCCUAAAACAAGAGCAGAGCACUCAAAGACAACAGCUUUUCGAAAUGUCUCGUGAACUGAAUUUUAGGGUUGAGGAUUCAGAUAAUUUCCUGGCAUUGGUUUUUUUAACCAUUAUGUUAUUCCUGGGGCAGCGUGGCAAGUUUCCAUAGCUGUUCUAUACCAGUGCUUCUUUCUGGGAAAGUGAGAUAAGCCUAUUCCUGCCCACUAAACAAUAACCAAACCAGAAUUUUCUGCAAAAACUUUAUAAAUGUAGUUGUUUUCAAGAAAGAAUAUUAAUUACGAACCUAGUAACAAAGGCUGACAAAUAUUUAUUUGGCUUUGGGAAAAUAUAUCUGCCCCAAUUGAUUUUUGGUUGAUUUAUUCUCAUAAAUAGCCCUAGUAGCAUUUGCAGUCCAUUCUGUGUGCUCUCCACAGAUAUAUUCCCUCUCCAGGGAGCUUUGCUGUAAAAUUGCUACCUCAUAAAAUAGGAACUAAAUUUUCUAUGAGGUUUCUUAUUGUUAGCAAUGGCACCCAAAUGUACGUUUGAUUUCAGCAAUGGUGCAAGUUCCUCUUCCACCUUUAUUUGGGCCUUUUAUUUUGAGUAUUAAUCUGUAGACAGACUACUGAGUAAUAUAUUGUUUAGUAAUAAGAGACUUUUCCUCCCCAGUACGAUCUUUUCCUUCAUUUUUCCUAACUUAGUUCAUACUCACAUAUUUCACAAUUUCAGUGUGCAUAGAGAACAGGGAGACACAAUUGGUGGAUCUUACCGCAACUGGUAGGAUUCAAGCAAUUUCCUACUCAGAAAUGACAUAUUGUAUGAAGUGGGCCUAAGGUAUAAUCAUUGCUUUAUGAAUUUUUUAAAAAACAUGUUUCUACAGUCAGUAUAUCUGUUUUUGGCGCUGCUUUGUUCCUCAUUUGUUUCUGUUUGUUCCAAAUUCUACAAGAUUUCAUUUGUUCCAAAUUCUAUAGAAAUCUGAGAAAAGCUGUUGUUUUGGCUGCUGUUUAGUUUUGCUAGGAGAGGAAAAAAACUGAGAAUAAAGGCAAGCUUUGUUCCUUGUAAAAUUAAAUGACACCCAAACGAGUGUAAAAACAGGGAAAAAAGAAUCUACAAGAGAUGAGAAAUGUUUGAAUCUAGUGGGUGGAGAAAGAAUCUCAGCAACGAGAGGACAGCUGCAAAUUUAAAUAAUCAAAAUAGAGUGAGAAAGAUGCUGUGAAAAUAUAAAUAUCUACUACUUAAACUGCCUGCAUUUUUAGAUGUUCAUUCUCAGUUUACAUAAUUAAGGGGGAUAAUAUUGACAAUUUGCAGAAGAGGAUAAGCACUCCAAGGCAUUAGAAGAGGAGUUAAUCAUAUCCUAAAUUUAGAAGAUAUAACCCUUCCCCCGGAAUCUAUUUCUUUUGAGGUGCUCCAACUGAAAGAAGAAAAUGCAAUGACUUUUCAGGGUCUUCUGAUUGAUUCAUUGCCUUAUCUGUGCAUUAAAUUGUAAUAAAAAGACCCAAUGAUAGUACUUUAGCACUAUGGCGUAUUCAAAGAACCGGUAAGCGGGUUAUGCGGCUUACGCUAGGCAUCUAGAACAACAAAGAGCCUUGCAGCACCUUAAAGACUAACAAAUUUAUUAUGGCAUCAAGUUUCAUGGCUUUGAGUUCUCUUUUCAGCUGAAAGUCCAUGAAAGCUUAUGCUAUAAUAAAUACCUUGAUCUUUUAAGAUACCUCAGGGUUCUUUUGUUGCUUUUGCUGCCAUAGACUAACGUGGAUACCUCCUGGAAAAUCUGGGUAUCUAGGACUCAGGAAACCCUAGAUCUGAAGUGGGAAACCUUUGACCCUCCAGAUGUUGGUUUGCUGCUCCCAUCAGCUACAGCCAGCAUGGCUAAUUGCCAGGAAUGAUGGGAGUUCUGCUGUGACAAUAUCUGCCAGAUCCUCACCGUUCCCCAUCACCAUUAAAGGACAAAUAGAUUUAUUGUGACAUAAACCUUCAUGGAUCAAGGCUUUCUUUAUCACGUGCCUAAAGCGUUCUGUUCAGCUGUCACAUAUAUUUCUAUAUACAUAUACAUACAUGGUUAUAAACUGCCCAGUUAAGAAAUAACAGUAACCGAGUUGACUUUAUAGUAGGAUUCAAACAUGCAUUUAUGUAUGUGUUGAACAAAAGAACAAAAAUAGCCAUUUCAAAUUUCUUCCCUGCAUUCUGUAACAUAAAAUGGCACCCUAAUAUACAAUGGACUGGAUCCAGACUAAAUUACCGUAUUUUUCGCCCUAUAGGGCGCACUGGCCCAUAGGACGCACCUAGUUUUUUGGGGGGGAAAUAAAGAAAAAAAAUAUAUUUCCCCCCCAGGCGUGGGGCUGGGGCAGGGGAAGCCCUAGCUUCCCCCGACCCCAGCCCCCAGAACAGGCUGCUAUCCGCAAGCCUUGGGAGCCCGGCGGGAACUCCCGCGGGCUCCCAAGGCUUGCGGAUAGCUUCCUGAAGCCUGGAGAGCAAGAGGGGUCGGUGCGCACUGACCCCUCUCGCUCUCCAGGCUUCAGCGAAAGCCUGCAUUCACCCCAUAGGACGCACACACAUUUCCCCUUCAUUUUUGGAGGGGGAAAAGUAUGUCCUAUAGGGCGAGAAAUACGGUAAUUGCACUUAACUCCCAUAGAAACCAAUGUGAAAAGUUGGUCAUGAUUAAGUCCCAUUGAAAUCAAUUUGUUUCAUAAUAUUGAUGUUCUGCUUGAUUGAAAAAACAAACAAACCCACAAAGCGGUGGUCAAUAAUAUUAGACAUUAAGGCCUGAAUUUUUAUUUUUUUUUUAAAAAAACCAAGCACAGCCAGAAUAAAAACAAAGCUAAAACAUUCAAGGUUUUUUUAGAAUGCAGUUGGACACAAAAUGUAGAGUUGGAAACUGAAAGUUGAAAAAAUACAAGCUUUGGGUUCAUGUUUAUUAAGCACUUAAAUGACAGGCAAUGUGUGCCCACUUUUCAUACUUAAAAGAGACUGCCGAAACCCUAUAAAAUGUCCUCCUCUUUGGACAGAACCUGAUCUUCUUCACCUGCAGGCUUACAUAGCAAAUACCCUUAAAGUACUCCUUUUCUGAUUAAUGCCUGCUAUUUACCAAACUAAGCAAGAUUCAUAAGUGAAUAGCAUUGAUAGUAGAUAAGAAAUACCAACUCUUAUGAAGAAACCACCACUGAUAGAGUAUAAGCCAGAAGGAAAGCAUGCUUUAUGUAUGACGUUUUCCUCCUUUUCUUAAUUCAUGAGGUGGCUGAUGGGGAAUCUGUGCUUUAAAGAACCCUGUAAAAAUUUCCAUGCAAGGCCUAGCAGAAAAGAACAACUCUAAUCUGCCAAGAGUCCACACCUCAGUGAUGAGUGCAUAAUUUGUAUGCAGAAGGUCCAUGGCAUCUCCAGGAAAAGUUAUCUUGGGCAGCAGGAAUGAGAAAUAACUUUGUGUGAGACUCUGGGAUGCUGCUGCUGUUGCGAGUAGAAGGUGCCUGCCCAGAUGGAUGAAGUGUAGAUUCUCACACAUUGGCCAGCUUCCAUUUUGACUUGAACUGUUCAUUUUGGGCUUCUCAGAAGCAUGUAAAGGCAAGAAGCCGAUGGAGGGAGCGCUGGCCCGCAUUGGCACCCACCUGAGAGGUGCCGGAACUGUGCUCGGGCUGAAAAAAAGGCAUUGAGAAGAACUCUUAGUUCUUCUAGGCUAAGCUAGUGACCAAACCUCUGCAAACCAAGAGCAAGAUCAUGGCAGUUCAAGUGUUGCUGAAAGAUGAUUCCUUAAUCUCUGUUAAUUGGAAAUAGACCCACUUAAAAACUCAGCACAUUUUUAGGUAUUGUUGCUGGCUAGUUUAGGAAAUAGUAAGUUGCUCCAAGAUGUAGUCAUCAGAAACUGUCCCAGCGCAUAUGUACUUAGGAAGAGUUGCCACAUCUACCAGGUCACAAAGCAUUGUGUUAUGCUUUGUGGCUACCUGGUGAUGGAACAUUAGCACCAGAGAGCAGUUUGGCAGCCCAAAUACAGAUCGUUUGGCUGUACAGUGGUACCUCGGGUUACAUACGCUUCAGGUUACAGACUCUGCUAACCCAGAAAUAGUACCUCGGGUUAAGAACUUUGCUUCAGGAUGAGAACAGAAAUCGUGCUCCGGCAGUGCGGCAGCAGCAGGAGGCCCCAAUAGCUAAAAGUGGUGCUUCAGGUUAAGAACAGUUUCAGGUUAAGUACGGACCUCCGGAACGAAUUAAGCACUUAACCCGAGGUACCACUGUAUAAGGUAUGCAGGCUUUGACUUGGAUCCAUAACACAUCACAUUUAUGGGAAUGGGAUGCUCCUGCUACUGGAAAGGGCAAUUUUCACUGAUCCCCUUUCCUCCUGCACCCUCCUGUGCUCUGCAGAACUACUCGAGAGUUAAUGGAUCCUUCAAAGUAGUAUGUAAGGUGGUGUGGGGACUGGGUGGGUGGGAAUUGGUGAAAAUCACCUCCUCACAUCCACCAGAGGAAGCCUCUAGAUCGAAGCAGUCCUUUCGUUUACAGAAGGACAAGCCUAGAUCAAAGUCUAGAUUUAACCCUACACUGAACCACCAACAGCAAGUUAAUAUAUUGCAUGUAAGCAAGGAAAGAAUAAGAAUGAAUCCUCCUCCUUUAUUGUUUGAAUGGAACUUCUGCAAUUCUUCUGUAGUGAAAUCCAUAAGCUGCUCAUGACCACAAAUAAGAUCUGUGAAUGUUGUUAGCUAAAAAGGAAAUCUAAAAAGCACAAGGAGCUGACAAGCUUUCUUGCCUGUAUCAUGUGGAGUAACAUUUUAUUGUGUUGUCUAUAAGAUUCAGGCUCUUAUGCAAAUGGCUGACAUUAAAACUGCGGAUAUAAAAAAAUGUUUUUUUUUUAAUUAAAAAGUAGUACAAAUAUUGAAAGGCUGAGGAAAUGAGAGAGUCGUCGAUUAAAACACCUAGACUCUGUGCCUGGACAAGUGUGACCAUAAGUAAAUUUUAAGGUUUUUUGUUUUGGUUUUUUUGGUAUGGAGCUAUAUCUUAUGAGAUGGUGAUUACCCUGCAUUGCCAAACAGGUCUCAGCCGUUCUUUUUUACUUACCGGAGGAUUUACAGAGCAGGAAAAAGAGGAUUACAAUUCCUCUCAGCAGCAAGUAAUCCUUUUAAGUUAGGUAUGUCAGUAUUCAUUGAGAAGUGUGGGAAAGUGCAGGCUACUUAAAAUGCUUGACAGGUCUAGGAGAAAUGUGGUGGCAGGAACUUGGGAUCAGAAAUCUUCAGAGUGCUUAUUACAAUGGACCCCACGACCCCCAAAUUAGAAACUGUUAGAAGCACGAAUGAAAAAUGGAUUUUAGUUUACUGCUUGUAUUUUGAGAAUCAACAAACAAAACAUCAAGAUACAGUAUUUAUUCAAUUAAAACAUACUUGCCCCCUUUUGCAAGGUCAUUUAACAGAUGAUGCCCUUAUUGUAUAAUUAUAUUUUAUGCCACUAUAAGACUACAAUGAAGGGGACUUGUAUAAGUGGACAGAUGUGGUACGUUUUCAUAGCAGCUAAUAAUGUCUUCAUGUACACAUUUAUUCUGCUCAGAAAGCAGCAGUUCAAAAGUGCUUCAGCCCAAUUAUAGGGUGUAUCAUAAGUCUCGAGCAGAAUUAUGGUUAUGAAUUUCACUGCAUGGUUUAUAUUCAAAGGGCUGGGCAAUCAUCAGAAAUACUCUCAUAAGAUGAUGAGAAAAGUCAAAGGCUAGUCCAGACCCAAUAGUUAUAAAAUACACCAAAUGUGAUAUAUCGGGUUGCAGCUGAAGAGCACCUAGGAUCUAGCUAUAACAUCAAGUCUGAAGACACUGAUGAGAGUCUAUAGAAAAGGUAAUAACACAAAGACGAUCAGAGCUUAGAGGAGAAGACUUUGAAGUAAAGGUGAAAAGAGGUUUUUGAAAAGUGGCAGAAAUUCAGUAAUGCAUGGGAAAUCCACAGUGGUAAAGUGAGAGGUAUUUGAGAUACAGUUGGGGAGGUUACAGCCAAAUUAAUUCCAGUAAAAUGAAGAAGUGGACUCUAUUGUUAAGUUAAAAGCAGAAAGAACAGCCUAAUCGCCAAACAUUUUAAAAUGAAAUACUGGUGAAAAGAAUGACUGCAUAUAAAAAGGAUAACUGUAUAAAAGUGUAAAGUUUAAAAAAAAGAGGGAAGAAAGCAGCAAGCUGGAUAAAAUAGCCCUGGAUAUUAUACAGUUCCAAAGAAUAUUUGACAGUUCUGAAGGUAGCUGCACAUUUGUAUUAUAAUGCAGUGCAAUUUUAAUUCAAUGAAAUGUACAGGACAUUCUACUGCAGUCAUUUCAGAUCAGUCCUUCAUGGUUUGCAUGAACUCCUGGACAGCUUUCCUAAAUGGAAAUGCUUCCUAAUGUUGAAUGCCAGGACAGGCAAAAACAGAAACCAUAAAAAGCAUCUUGAGAACACAGGAGUCUCCACUUUCACAAGAAACUUUGGUAGUGUUCAUUUCCCCCACUUUAUUUCCCCCGUUUCAAUAAAGCUCCUUAUUCACACCCAUAAGUGGCAACUGUAUCUUUCUCUGUUGGGGAGAUGCAAUGCAAACUAACAUUUAAAUAGGCUGUGAUUUGAUGUACAGUAAUGUGAUGGUUCUGUGGGUGGGCAGCCCCUUUACUCACCACCAUUAGCUCUGAUAUAGUCUGAAAUGUAGCCAAGGAUGUUUUUAAUUGGAUGACAAUAUCAUAAUCAAUGAGAGCUUGUUACAUUGUGUCAGAUCAAAUAUUGCUUUCAUUGCUAAACUACAUGAACACUAGUGGAUGUACAGUGGUACCUCUGGUUAAGUACUUAAUUCGUUCUGGAGGUCCGUACUUCAUCUGAAACUGUUCUUAACCUGAAGCACCACUUUAGUUAAUGGGGCCUCCUGCUGCUGCCGCGCCGCCGGAGCAUGAUUUCUGUUCUCAUCCUGAAGCAAAGUUCUUAACCCGAGGUACUAUUUCUGGGUUAGUGGAGUCUGUAACCUGAAGUGUAUGUAACCCGAGGUACCACUGUAUAUGCAUACGUCUGUUCUGCAGCCUACAGGUGGAGAUUAUAGACAUUUCUAAAGCAGUAACAUAAGGGGUUGUUGUAAGCCAGAGUUUAUCUUUUCUGAAGCUGAAACUUUGGGUCCCUCCAGACUGGUGUUUUAUCGCGGGUGUAUUCUGCAAGAUGUUAUUGACCACAUUAUGGUUGUCUGGAAGGGCUAUAGCACAACAAAAGAGUGGGGUGGGGUAGGGAAUAAACCCAAACAUUUGUGGUCUGAAAUGUUCCAGAGAAGGGAGUUAUGGUAUAUGCACUGAUCGGAAAUGAAGCAAUGUGAGCAUCCCAAAACUUUUUCAAGUACAGUACAAACAGUACUGAAAGUGAGAUAAUAUAUGACUGCCCUGAUAGCACCGUGAGCACAAGUCAUCAUGGAUUUGCAAUAAAAAGGAGGUCUGGAGGUGGUCUUUGUUCUAAAGUUAGCACUCAGCCCUGUAAUAUCCAAAAGAAGAGAGUACAUUUGAACUUGUGCAGACAGCAUUUUCCUUGCCACUGAUUAACCACUACUAGCAUCUGCACAUUUGGAAUUUAGGCUAAGAAGGUUAGCAUAGAAGCUGGUUUGGUAGCAGCAAGGAUAGCCCAAGGUGAUUAAAGCUAUAGGGUGUGUAUGUUUGAGGGUCCGUAUGUUUGACUGGUUAGUUUGUGUCAAUCUCUUGAGUUCGGGUGUUCGGUGCUUUUUUUGUUGGAAGGGCGGUUGCUGUUAGUUUUUUUGUAUCUUUUUUUAAGAUUUUGUUGUCAUUUAUGUGGAAAUUGUUCAGUUUGGUUGCAUAUUUUUUAAUGUUUUAUUUCUUGUGAAUCUAAGCUUGGCCUAACUGAGGGGCAGUAUUUCAAUAUGAGUAGGAAAAUGAGAGUAUCCCUAAACUUUUUUUAAAGAAAAAAAGCACUGAUUCUAACUAAAAAACGAGAACGGUGGGCUGGAUAACCUGUGCCGACCAUUCCUAUACAGUGGUAUCUUGGGUUACAAACUCUUUGGGUUACAAACACUUCAGGUUACAGACUCCUGGAAGUAGUACCUUGGGUUAAGAACUUUGCCCCAGGAUGAGAACAGAAAUCGUGUGGCAGUGGCGCAGCGGCAACAGGAGGCCCCAUUAGCUAAAGUGGUACCUCAGGUUAAGAAUGGUUUCAGGUUAAGAACGGAUCUCUGGAACAAAUUAAGUUCGUAACUCGAAGUACCACUGUAUAUUCUAAUGACACUGGGACAGGAGAUAUGCUGCUGAUCUGCUACUUCCCUUAUGUUCAGCCUGUGAGGAAGAGAAAACUCAAAAUUCAGAAAAUCCCUAUAUGGUAUCAAAACCUUAGACACAUCUCCAGCAUCCCAAGAAACACUGCCAGAGACUGACAUGUGGGGACUACACUGGCAAAGGUGUCCACAUACAAAGGGAGCCAAUAGUGUCAGAGGCAGGGGUACAGGUCCCAAGCUCAUCCCCUGCAUCACCAGUGCUGGUGCCUAAUAUCUGUACAAUCAGGGAUUCAGUUCACCGUAUGCUCCUCACAUCUGUUUUGGUGCACAACAACCAAAGGGAGGAAGAAGGGGUCACAAAAGACAACUCGCACAUUGCUAUCUGCUGAAGAGGCCUGCAGCGAGUACACUCGGUCCCCUGGGACACAGGGAGAAAAGUAGUCAAAGGCGGCAGCCAUGACAUGCAAACAAGGGCAGCCACAGAUGCACAGGGAAUCAAUUACCAGCUACAAUUAGACAGACACCCAGAGUCAUCAUGUUUAGUUGCUUGCUGAAGACGUAUUUGACUGCGAUGUGACCCAGUCACUUAUGAAAUAUUACUUUUACAUCUGUAGGAAUGGUUUUGUUUUUAGAAUGGUUAUUUUAUUCUAUUUUAAUUCUGUUGUAAAUAACUUUGAUAGUCUCGGGCUGAGAAGUGGUUUAUAAAUAAAGAAGUAAUAAACAAGGAUCAUGGACUCCCCAGUAGAUCACUGUGUAGGGCUGGGAAGCAAGAGAUGGAAAGGGUGAAUAUGGCCCUAUUUACUUUUGAGCAUCUAGCCAGAAACAGUCAUGUCAGAGGCAAAAGAGAGGGGGCUCCCAGGACUCAAAUCUACACUAGAAACAGAGUACCAGAGUUUCCUAAACACUCAGCUACAGCAGUGGGCAGGAAUCAGAUCCAUCAUGGAACGUGUCUUCUUCCCCACCCCAAGGCCCACAUAUAGACAUGAUGCAAAAGGAAAAUGGGAUGGUGAGAAGAGAAAACAAACUUUAGCUUUAAAGUUGCAGAAUUGUUUUUAUAGGUUCUGGCAGACAGAGACAGGAAAAUGUGGAACAAGCUGCACUUGUCUUGGCACGGAGACAUGCCAGGUUGAACAGACCCCCAUCAUUCCUUGAAUGAAAGUACAGCUGAAAUGAAAGUUGAGCUGAAGGCAUAGGAAAGCAACAGAGGAAAGUAUAUACCAAAGAGAUUUCUGUUCUCAUCCUGAAGCAAAGUUCAUAACCCGAGGUAAUAUUUCUGGGUUAGCGGAGUCUGUAACCUGAAGCGCAUGUAACCUGAAGCAUAUGUAACCCGAGAUACCACUGUAUUGGUAUAUUGUUUCACACUGCUGUUUAUAGAGAAAGUGCUGGAGAAUGAGCUGUCAUAACUGGAUGUUGGUGUGUAUGUUCUCAUGGAAGGACACAAUUUUGUAAAGUUUAGGCAGGCGUUCUAUCUUGCUGAGCAGUGUGAAGAGUGUUUUUCAGCUGAAGAGGUUAUUAAAUCUCAAUAUUCAUUCACUAGGUGAAAGCAGAAAUGUAUUUGGUUCAAUUUGACCCUUUGGCUUUUUCUGUGUAAGUUUGAUUGUAAUGUGAUAACUAAAUGAGACCAGGGAAUAGUUGGAUACUAGAAUAAAAGUUCUGUGCAGAACAGCAUCCUGCAUUUUAAGCAUGAAACACAAACUCAACCCUGCAUUUAUUUUCAAAAGGACCAGAAAGACUGUAAUAUAGCCUUUGAAUAAUGAAAUAGUGAGAAGUUGGUGUGCCUUUUAAAAAAAUACCCAUUUCAAAUUAAAAGCUCACUUUGAUCACUGUACCUGUUUUGAAGGGGUCUAAAAGAAAUCUAAAUACACAGCAUAUGUAAUUGACUUGAAGGCUGAGAUCUCAGCAAAACUAGAACUGUACAGUUACAAGUUUGAAGAUCAGAAAUCAGCUUGACUUUCUGAUCUCUUUUCAAAGGGGGCCAGCGGAUGUAAAAUAAAUUUAAGUUAUGUAGCUUAAGAGAUUUGAAUAAAACUUUGGUAUCCAUACGUAGGACAAAAUUGUAAAUAUUGUAAGCAAAAUCUCAGUGUCACAUCCAUGCCAGUUCUCAAGAGAGCAAUGUCUAUUAAAUACUUUGCUUUAGUCUUAUUUUUGUAUUCAAUAUGAACACCCUGCUUGAGAGUACAUUUACAGACAAAUGUGUUUUUGUAAUCACUCACUAAUUCAUAGGAAGUAGUUUCCCAAUGACUUUAACAAAUGAUUUGGGAUAGCCUAAGGCUAAUCUAGAAUUUAGACUGUUUAAACUUCAGAAGACCAGAUCCAGGCUGCAUUAGCAGCUUUGAGUCAUUAUGUAGAGAAUUAAAGAUUGGUACAUCUCUGUUUUCCGCUCACGUUGAGGAUGGGUGAAUUGUCCUUGCUCGUUGCAAUCCCUCCUUGAGAUUCAAUUCUGGGCUUUUCCCUACGCAAUUGAGGGCAGUGAAAGUUUUUGAUUCCUUUUACAACUUCGUGUAUAUAAGAUCUAACUAUGGUUCCCAACAGGUCGUCUGCAUCGCUCACAGCUGCGUAAUAGCCCGGUUAAUCCAAGAUGCACAUACUUCCCGUUGAGUCCUACAUCUUUAAGCAGGGGGAAAGUAUCACCUGGCGAAUGACCGCCUGCAACUGCAGCUGGUAAUGUUUGGAGCCAGGCCUAGGGGAAAAGGCGGCGACUCUCAGUUUGAACGGCUUCCACGCCCCCAAAAGGCGGGGAAAGAUGUACUGUAUUCCGGUAGGCGCCAAUAUUGGCCUCGGUUCACCCCCCCGUGAAGACUUGUAGGGUACUGGAACAACUGCCCCUGUAUCUAUACCCCCGCGACUCUUUUCUGCGGGAAAAGUUUCGAAAGAACCCGCGCCGCUCAGCCCCAUCGCAUCUCCCGCCACCGGACUGUUCCAUUCCGAUCUCGGGGAGAGUCCUUGGUGCCCAGUGCGCACGGAGACCCCAACCACAAGCUCCUCUGCCCAGCAGACCUGGUAAGGAGCUGUUAAAACAGCGCUGAGGGCAUAACUUCUUCCAAAGCGUAAGAUGGAAAAGAAAGGGAGGGGGAAGACGGCAAAAAGCCCUACUCGUCUCCCCCUUGAACGACCAAGGGUCGUACAAUCCCGCUCCCGACGUCUGCAGGCGGCUUGUUCGAGCUCUAGCCGCUUCUCUCAAGAAAGGGGCGCGUGAGUGGGCGCGGGCGCGCGGCGGGCUUGUGGGCGCGCGAGCAGGAUGGCCCCGGAGACCCCGAGGAGCAAGGUGAGGCGGAAGCGCCCCGCGGGCGUUCGCAGAGCUUCGGAUAUUCGCGGCGCGCGCUGGGCGCAGGGAGUUUGGCGCCAGUUUCUCAGACUCUCGCGCGCGCUCCUCGCUGGCGAGCAGAAUAUAUGGGGUUGCCCAGGGGGUGUGGUGGUCUCCUUUUGAGCCCCCUCUCGCCAAACAUGGCCCCGACGCCUUGCUUGCAGCGCCAGGCCUUGCAGUCAUGGACGUCUCCCUAUAGAAGUGCCUGGCUUUUCUCCACAGAGCAGCCACGUGCGUCCAGCGGGACGGACUUUUCUGCAAAUGUGGAAAUUGGGCGGGGGGCGAGAAGAGAAAUAAUCUGCCCAACUCGCUCUACAGCCUUUGGAUGCAUUGCUUAGCUGCAGCUUUUCUCCUCCGUUUGCGUUCUCUCUUGCUGUUUAACCCGGCAGGGUUGGGGACAGUCGAGUGAAAUACCUCGCUGCCUUUGUUUGCAUCCUUCUGUAGUUGCCCGGAUUCGAGGAGUCCGGGAAAUGAGGAAAUCGCUGGUGAAAAUGGCCUGCCGCGAAAGUUGCCCCCCGCCCCGUACAGAGUUGCCUGGUCACUUUUUUUUUUACAGCAAGGAUAGUCAUGGAAGUGAAGGAAUCUGAAAAAGGAGCGAAAGAAGGGGGCGUUUGGCCAAAAAACUCUCUUGCAUUGUGGCGAACUCGGAUCUAAGCUGACUCAUAAAACUUUCCAGUUAAUAAAGAAACCUUACAGAGUUUUCCUUAAAUGUUUCAGCGAGUGUUACUCCUGAAAAGUAUUUCUCAUAUUUACAAAGAUACUAGUUCUGUUUUGAAGUAAAUACAAAAGCUCCCUGGAUUUAUUUAAAACGUCAAAGCUUUUUAAAAUAAGAGUGUUUCUUUUUAAAAAAGAAAAGAAAAAAACCACACAGAUGGCAAGCACUAUCUCAGAGGAGCCAGUCCACCUACUCAGGAGGAAACUCCUCUAAUAGUACCUGCGGUGACACAUGCACACCACAUGUGUGAAGGGAUGUGUUCAAUGGUGAGUUCUGGGACCUUUCCCCCUGAAAAAUAGCACUGAGUAUGUUAUAUGGAAACAAAAAUUUAUUUAAUUUGUUGAUGGUCCUGCAUGGUUUUGGAUCACAAGCUCUUAGAGAAGUGUUUUGACAAGUGGGGAACCUGUCGCCUUCCAGAGACUUGCCAGACUACAACUUCUUGGCUUUCAAUAGUGUUGGAAGGCCAAAAACAGACUGCAGCUCCUAUCAGCUCUUCCUUCCUGUCCCUUUUUCCUUGUGUGUGUGUUUUAGACUGUAAGCCUAUGAGUAGGAACUCUCUUGUUUUCGUUGCAUGUAAGCUGCCUUGGGAGCCUUUCACUGUCUGAACAGCAGGGCAUAAAUACUCUAAAUAAACAGCAUUUAGAGUCCCCACCCCUAGUGGAGAGCAUUCACUUUUAAUGUAGUGGAUAGAUAACAUUUAUCUGCACUGAUUGCCAUACUGUAAUGUGUUCAUGAACUACCCUGCAAUCCAAGUCUACCUUCACUGACUUGGUUUCAAGAAGUAUUCGGUGUAAAUUACACGAGUUUUAAAUGCAGAAGAUCCUAUUGUUAAGCAUUGGUCAGUCCUUCUACUGCCAUUGCUUUAGAUUUUAUUUGUCGCUGCCCCCUCUUGGUUUGCUCCAUGCUAGUAGGGUUUGUUUGUGCCUAGUGUGCUAAUUUAUACCAAUGGAAACAUUAUUUCCAUUAUUAUUGGUUAUAACAAUGUUUUAUGUUUGACCUACUUUGAAAGCAUUGCCCUCAGUAAAUGGUAGUCUGAAACCCAGGAGAUCUGCAAGAGCUGCUACCAGUUAGUGUAACAGGUACCUGUGCUGGUGGAUCAGUGGUCUGAGUCAGCAUAAUGCUGCAUCCUAUGCUCUGAGUUGGUUUAAUGAUACAUCAGGGUCACCUCGUCUUUUUGGUUCAUAGCAUCCCCGCUUCCCCAUUUGACCUGUGAAGCCCUAAGUUAGGGAUGAUGAAACUGUGACACUCAAGAGAUUUGUUGGACUGCAGCUCCCAUCAUCCCUGACUAUUGGCCAUUGUGGCUACUCCCAUGUGAACCUCCUUGCAGUUCAAAGUCAGCUGAGAAGCUUCAGGUGAAGGCCAGAAUGUCCUUCAUGAAAAAGAACAGCCUUCUCAUUGAAAGUCCCAGAGCUGUGGAAAGGCCUUCCAUGAGCUCCUGUAGCAUAUUCAACAAGCUUGGUUUGGUUACUGCUCCUUUUUGUUGAUUGCAUUGUUCUUGUUGACUUUGGUUUUUUAUUUGAAUUGGUUUUUAUCUUUGUCUUAUUAUACUGUACAGGGCUUUUGAGAUCUCUUCUGGCCACGAAGUUCUGUAUAAUUUUAGCAUGUAAGUUAAGAGCUUGCUAAUAACUGACUGGUGGAGCUGUUCUGAGCAGUCUCAAGGUUGAUAUUGUGGGGAAAAGCCCUUUGGGUCAUUCAGUGACUUGCUUUGUCCAACUAGCUGCACAUUUUGAGGAUAAAGACACUUUACUCUGGAGUCACCUUCACUUAGCAGUUGUUGCAGUUCCAACGGAAGGAUCCAGUGCCACAGUCUGAUGUGUUGUGGGAUGUGUUUCAGUUUAUGAAGCCUUGUGAUGUAGAUAAGGUGCUUGUGGCAACACACCCAACCACAUGCCCUCUUGAUUUACUAAAUCUCACAGGGAGUGAUUAAUUAGGUCUAGAGUUGUUAAUGGUUCAUUACGUUCUUGGAUGAUACGGAUUAUCUAGUUCCAUUCUAAUUUGGGUUCAGAUCUGGUCUGACUGAGCUGGUCUUGGUUACCCUGAUACCUCUACUGGGAGCAGGACAAGGGAAUUUCAACUUUGCUCCUGCAUCUUUACCUUUUUUUUGCAGUGUUAGAAACAAAGAUAUGAAAGCUAGGAGCUAAAUGGCACCAUAAACCUAGGUUAUGGACGCAACAACGGAAUGUCUAGGCACACUUUUUAUAGCAAGAAUACAAAGCUGAAAAUGAAUGAAUUACAGCUUAAAUAUUAUGUUCAUUUCCCCCAUGGUCUAGUCCUUCCCCUGCCCACCCCCCUAAUAUUCUUAAGAGGGUCUCUUCUCCAGUCUUAAGAGAGUAGCUGGAAGUGGGGAGGCAGAAAAAGGUCCACCCCUUUCCAUCCACUCUGCAGUUUUAAUCUACUCCCAGAGCUCAGAAGCUGCUCCUGAAAUUCCUUGGAGUUUUGAACACUGCUUUCUUAUAUUGACCAUGGUAUCCUUCUGAACCAGCUCCAUGCAUUGAGAAUUGGGGCAGCUGUGUUACAGUGGUUCUGGUCCCAGCUACCAAGUCCAUAAAGUAGCAUGAGAAGAGUGCUUUUCACUAUCCUGGGAGUUAUGCAGCAGGACACUUAUUUUAUCCCCAGUGAUAUUUAAUGAGAAGCUUGACUUCCACUGAAAGAUUUGCAAUCUGUUGGAAACAGUUGUUUGGCUGUUUGAGGCAAGGUUCAAUCAGCCUAAUCUGCUUUAACAAUCCCUAGUUUUCUCUUGACUAGCUGGGGAGGGGGGUUGGGGAUGUGUUUUGGUGCUGUGCAUUGGAGAUGCUUUGAGCAUCUUUGGGUGUUCCCCAGCUGCCAGAAGGAACCACAGGUUCAAUCCACCCUAGCUAAGAAUGCAAGUAGCUUGUGGGUCUCAGCCUACCAGUUGUAGGCCUGUGGUGUAGACAAACUGCUAAUUUCACAAAAUUCUCACCAUGUCAGUAGAUCCACCCACUUCAAAACAUUCACUUUCCUUCAAGGUUGAUGUUUCUUUUUUAACAGAGUAGAAGCUUUUAAAAUGAAUCAGUUAGUUAUUGUGUCAAGGCUGCAUAGUGGUUACAUGCAAAAUUACUUAUAAACAUUUUAAAGUAAAAAGUUGUGAGUUCUUGGUGGCAAGAAACCAGCUUCUUUGAUGCACUGCCACAGUUACUCUGUGCAAAACUCAUUGAUUGACAAGGUCUAUCUUGUAUCAAUGUUGUAUGUUAUACAGCUCUCAUUUAAAUUAAGGCAUUGGGGCUCCUGAAUGUUUUUAAUAAGACUAUUGAAAAUCAAUAUGGAGGGAAGAGGGCUUGGAAUGCAAAAGGCUCUUUUGAAGCCUCUGCAGUGUUACUUUAUUCAGAGUCCCUCCAUACCAAUACACAGAGAUCAAAAAAGGGACUUUACUCGAAAAGGGUUCCCCCCCCUCUUCGUUAAUAAUCUGUAAUUACACCCCCGUAAUGACUCCUCUGGUACAGAUGCAGAAGAAGAAAUUAGUUAGGCAUACGAUAAUCGCAGCAGCGGCUAGCUCAGCUGUACAAUAGUUCAGGAACUAAUGCACUUGCUCCUGGAAGCCAGUUAUUCAUAGCAACUAGACUCCACAGCCCUUCAUAUGCAUUUUGCAUUACGGCACUAAAAUGUUCAGUAUUAUAGUGCUUCAUUUUUAACUCCUCUUUCCCAGCCGCACUGAGAACUUUGUUGACUUGUUUUGUUUUGGGAAAAGCUGUUGCUGGUCCCAGGUUCAUUCCCUGACAUCUCCAGGUAGGGAUGGCAAAGACUCAUUGUCUGAAAUCCGGCCUGAAGAGUGGCCAUGGAGCGGGAGGAGGUGGCACUGAUGAAGGUCAAGCAGGCCUGGCAGAGCCCAUGCAGCAGCACCGCAGGAACUGCACAUCAAGGAUGCAGUCCUGCUGGCUGUAGGGGUCUGUUUCACCAGCGUGUUUCCUACAGGGAAUGUGUUGGUGAAGCAGCACCCAGCAGGACUGGACUUUCCUCCUCUCUGUAGUGUAGUGGUUAAGAGCGGUAGACUCGUAAUCUGGGGAACCGGGUUCGCAUCUCCGCUCCUCCACAUGCAGCUGCUGGGUGACCUUGGGCUAGUCACGCUUCUUUGAAGUCUCUCAGCCCCACUCAGCUCACAGAGUGUUUGUUGUGGGGGAGGAAGGGAAAGGAGAAUGUUAGCCGCUUUGAGACUCCUUCGGGUAGUGAUAAAGCGGGAUAUCAAAUCCAAACUCUUCUUCUGUAGUGCAGUUAAGAGGACAGGAAAAGGAGGAGCAGUGCUUCCUUUCCCUGCUCCCCUCCUGAUUUAAUAGGUCUUUAAAAACUAAUUUAAAGUCGCACCCCCCCAAAAAUAUCGGGGCCUUAAACGGGUCAAGUGCUUCCAUGGUUCAGGUCAGGGGCAGUGCCCAGCCCCCAAACUUACAAAUUACACUAUCCAUCUAUAAAUCUCAGCAUGUUUUGUUUUCCAAACUUAUUGGGCAACAGUUCAUAGUCUGUUAUUUUCAUAGAUUAAACCCCCUAAGCAUUGUUGCAGAAUUGAAAGCCAAAUAUGGACCCUUGGGUGCAUACAGUCCCUUUGAAAAGCUGCUGAUUAAUCCAGAUCAAAAAGUUUAAUAAGCAGAAUAUAUCAAAUGUUAUCAUACUAAGGAUAAGCAGUUAUCCCCAACUUUUAAAAAGAAGUGGGAGGAAGAUUUACCGAUUGGUAAAUAGCAUAUGUAACUGGAAGAAUGGACUUGGUUAUUCAGCACAGUACUAUCAUUUUUAAUAAGUGUAUUUUGGAAAUUAUACAGGAAAUGUAAUUACCAAGAAAUUUCAAAACAAUUCUUUUGUAUACAAUCUGGGCAGAAGUGGAAAACUGGCAAACACUUAGUUAAAAAGGUAAAGGGACCCCUGGCCAUUAGGUCCAGUCAUGACCGACUCUGGGGUUGCGGCGCUCAUCUCGCUUUAUUGGCUGAGGGAGCCGGUGUACAGCUUCCGGGUCAUGUGGCCAGCAUGAAUAAGCCGCUUCUGGUGAACCAGAGCAGCGCACGGAAACGCCGUUUACCUUCCCGCCGGAGCGGUACCUAUUUAUCUACUUGCACUUUGACGUGCUUUCGAACUGCUAGGUUGGCAGGAGCAGGGACCAAGCAACGGGAGCUCACCCCAUUGCGGGGAUUCGAACCGCCGACCUUCUGAUUGGCAAGUCCUAGGCUCUGUGUUUUAACCCACAGCGCCACCCACGUCCCUUUACACUUAGUUACAUGGCUUCUAAUAUAUGUAAGACUAUGCCUUGGUCCUCACUGGAAAAAUAAAAACCACCUAUAUCAGAAUGGAUGAGGAAAAUAAGGCGAAAACAGCCUUGUUAUAUAAGUUAGUGUCUCAAAUGAGAACAGGGAUAAACAAUGAAGAAAAGAAAUAUGGGAAUGUGAGCACAAUUUGUAAGUUUAUGGAAAGUGAAAAUUAAAAAUUACUCUGUAAUUAUUUUCCAGUGCUGAAAAACAUGUUAUAAAAAUAACAUAUAAAAACGUGUAUGAGUGUGGAGGGAAAAUGUACAGUGUAUAUACUGGAGUUAGAUUUUCUAAUUCUUGCUUUUUCAUCAUCAUCACUAUCAUUGUGAACUUCAUAUUAAAAACAAACCAGUCAGCCUCACUUAGACAAUGCAUGCCUGUUUUACAUAUUUUCUCAGGUAGUGAAUAGAGUUUGAGGAAUAUUCUAGUGAUACUUCAUCGUAGGUAUUUGCAUAUACAGUGGUACCUCGGGUUACAUACGCUUCAGGUUACAGACUCCGCUAACCUAGAAGUAGUACCUCGGGUUAAGAACUUUGUUUCAGGAUGAGAACAGAAAUCGUGCUCCAGCAGCGCAGCGGCAGCCGGAGGCCCCAUUAGCUAAAGUGGUACCUCAGGUUAAGAACAGUUUCAGGUUAAGAACAGACCUCCAGAACGAAUUAAGUUCUAAACCCGAGGUACCACUGUAUAGUGGCAGUGCAUACCAAAUAUAUUUCUAAAGUUUUAGCAUUGUAAUGUUGAUUUCUUCAGUUCAAUUCAUAGGUCAUCCAACCCUUAGGGUGCUCUUUUAAACAUUUGAAGAAUAUCCUCCUUUCUGGGUGGUGAACUGGCUUGCUGUUUUAGAGCUGCACUUGAAAUAUCACAAAGUUAAGAGGCUGGUUGUUGUAGCCAACUAAGUUCUAUUCAAAUAGAGACACUGAAAAUAAUAAACAUAAGUGAAUCCUGACCAUUGGUUUCACUGGGUCUGCUUGGAGUAAGAUUAGCAUUGGACACAACCCUGUGUUCUUGAGGUAUUACAAACUCCUGUGUCUUGAACUGUCCUGUUAGGCAAAAUCUGAGAUAAUUUGUAAAAGUUUAUAAGACUGGAACUGUAUAUCAACAGUGAAAACUAAUAUAUAAUUUACAAACAAUUAAAUGACAUGGGAAUCUGCAAUCCCUUACUAUCCCUCCACUGUAGGAGGCCAGGAAGAAAUCACUUCUCUUUCCAUCUCUUAAAAUUGGAGCUGGGACUCCAACCGUCCAUCCAGCACAGUGCUGGAAGGGGGCAGAGGCUUGCUUUGGUUCACUACCUGGCAGAUGCUAAGAGUUGUGGUGUUCCUCGGGUGCAGAAGAAAGCUCAGGGUUGAAAGGGAGAAGUGGAGGGACAUCCGUUUUCUCUGAGCUCAGAAGGUCUCUCGGACACAGAGGGAAGUUGCAUAGCUCCAGCUCUGAGCUGCAAUGGGGAGUUGGAUUGCCUCUCUCUGCCUGUAGGGCCAGGUUUGGGUUCCUCUCUCUUCACAGAGCCAGGGUUCCAUCCUGCUGUGACAAGGGUGGGUGAGCACCUGCUCCUUACUCCUGAGCAAGUGUGAAGUGAUUUGCAACCUAAAUCAGCCUUCCUAGCAUCCUCUGUGUUUUGACCUGUGAAGUUUCAUGUGUACUAUGUAUGUUUAAUUGAAAUGAGUGGUGAAUUAAUAACAUGCCAUUCUUGUGAAAGAUGCUACUAAUAACUACUAUAGCUAACUUUAUCUUCCAUUUCUCUUUACGAACUGAAAACAGAUGCUCAAAUUGGCUGAUAUAUUUAAUACCCCAAGUGAUGAUGAAGAUUUUCUUGGGUUUGGAGCAGAUGUUCCCAUGGAAACACUGUCACCGGAAGACAGCUGUGAGAGUUUUGAUUCACUAGAGUCAAGAAAAAAGGUAGGGAAAUCUUGUAAAUCUCCUAUAAAUCUGAAACAUUAUAUUUAACCAUGGUGAAAACUAAAAUAGAUUAUCCUUCUUCUGAAAUUGUUUUCUAAAAAUGCUUUUGGAAUGUAGUGCUUUUGACUUUUUGCAUAGACUAUCUAUUGAAGAUUAAACACCCUUAAGUGCAUUCUUUAGAAGUUGUUGUUUAGUCGUGUCCGACUCUUCAUGACCCCAUGGACCAGAGCACACCAGGCACUCCUGUCUUCCACUGCCUCCCGCAGUUUGAUCAAACUCAUGCUGGUAGCCUCGAGAACACUGUCCAGCCAUCUCGUCCUCUGUCGUCCCCUUCUCCGUGUGCCCUCAAUCUUUCCCAAUAUCAGGGUCUUUUCCAGGGAGUCUUCUCUUCUCAUGAGGUGGCCGAAGACUACCUCUUAAUAAAUCUACACAUUAAACCUAAGGUUGGUCAAAGCAUUCUUUGCUUUUAUCAUUCCUACUGCAAUUUGUUAAACUGACCUCAGAGAUCAAAGCAGCAGCUAUUACUAAAUCACAUUCAAGCAAAUAUCUGGGUGAAUUAUCUUCUCCACCAAGUUGAAAAUUAACCAUAAACUGCUAAAGGGCAGUGGUAUGCAUAUAUUUAGGGUAUAGUCAUGUCCUAAGCCUUGCUGUAAUCAGAAUCAAGCAAGUUUAACAUGGGAGACAUAAUCAAGUCCUUACUAUCUGAAACACGGUGAAGUCCAUGUAUUAAAGAGAUUUAGAUUUAGGAGACUUGAAUUUAAGUCCUACCUCUGCAACAAACAAGUUUUUCAGUGCUUUUCUGCCAUGUCAACAUUCCUCUUUCAAUCUGUAUCAACUAUAAAUACAAUUUCUCAUUUAAAGUAACUUUCCUUUUGUGUGUACGCCCCCCCCCACUCUGAAGCAGCUGCACCGCAGCUAUCAGCAGAAGAAGUAAUUUUACAAAGAGAACCCCUCCAAUUAUCAUAGGAGAUGAUUUUCGAGUUUAAAGGAACAGUAUAUAAAUGAUUCUUUCUCUUGUGUUCCCCUCAAAGUUUUUCUCUUAAUCUAUUGUAACUGUUUUUCACUUACAUUAUCUCAGUAUAAAGAAGUGUAUAAUUAAAUACAGGGAAGUGAGGGCAGCAUUGUAAAAGGAAAUAAAGAUAUUUAGUGAAGUGCAGUUGUAUGAAAGGUCAUUUAGUCUUGCAUGGCAGGAGGAAGCGGCAAAGAAAAACAAGGGAACUGCUCUCAUAAUGCACAGUUGUGACUCUCCAAAGAUUGAUGUUUUCUGCAUAUGCAUGCGAGUUCCGCAUCCCCCGCCCUACAGUAGCCUUAGAAUGAAAGCCUUAGAAAGGUAGAAAGAUUGACAGGUGCUUUGAAAUAUUUUCUUUUACAAACCCCUCCACCUGAUUUCAUAAAGUUCAUUGUGACUCUUCUAUGUGCAUAGUAAAACAAAAUUUGAGUUAAAACAACUUGCAAGGAAAAAAACACCACACCUCUAUAACUUUUUGAUGCUAGAGCAAUAAUGGGAAGUUAUUUACUUACACUGUGUGAGUAUGGGAUGGUGGGGACAGGGAGGGAGGGGCAGAUCCACACCAUACAUUUAAAACACUUCCAACAAAGAUAUAAAGCACAUGACUUCCCCCCAAGAACCCUGGGAUCUGUAGUUUCCACCCUUACAAAGCUGGCUCUCAGCACCCUUAACAAACUACAGUUCUCAGGAUUCUUCAGGGGGAGUCACGAGCUUUAAUGUGUGCUACAUAUGUUUUAAAUGUUGUGUCAGAAAUGUUGGCCAGAGAGAGACAGACAUUCAGACUGUGUUAACAUAUUGGCUUGACCUUAAGAAAGUCAUGGAAGGAAACUUCCUUGUCCUUUCCUGCCGUUCUGAGAAAGCUCUGGAUGGGCACAAGGUGGGAAGGCUCAUGAGGGGCUGAAGGGGUAGGAGCAAUUGCCCCAAGUAAGUCUUGGGUCCCUUUCUUCCCCCUUUCUCCCUUCUCCCACACCGUCCCCAUAUGUCAGUUUGAUAACCUUAUGCUGCAUUAACCGUUUUCAUGUCUCAGCUGAUUUAAUUUUUUUAAUUAAUAAAUGAAUGGAAGGUAAGCCUAUUGUGUCCCCCCCCCCCCAUACAUUGUUCAGGGAGGCAUCUUUAUAAUGGCUACAGAGCUGGGGAAGGGAUGGGAAGUUUUUCUUCCUUCAGCUUUCUAAAGUUAUCUUAGUAUUCAAGCCAAUGAGUAGACAUUUUAAACACACAUCAAUGGAAGGAGAAAGUUGCAUUUUCCAAAGGGAGGGGAGCAGGAAGGAGUUGCUCACCUGAAUUAUCUUGGUUGCUUUAUCCAGGGUUGCAUUUACCCUCCCAUCUCCUUCAGCUGGGUUUUGUUCUUUCCCGGUUCACAUCCUCUAUGCAGUAAACUGUUAAGUAGUCUACUCUGAUUUUGAUAAGAUCUUUGGCUGUUUUCCUUUUUGCUUCAUUGUUCAGGGAACAAUGUGUUUUGUGCUUGGUGUUGCAGGACAUUCAUUGUCAGCCCAAGUACCUGACUGAGAAACUGAGAGAGAUUUUCAGGGAAGACACUGAGUCAGAAAAUGAAGCGUUCGAAGGAUUUGAAGUAAAUGGAGAGGAUGAUAUGGAGGUACAGGCCACAUUUUUCAUAGUAUUUAUCUUCAUAUACCUUUGUUUCUCCUGUGGAUUUGCCUCUUGUUUUAAUAAAUAUUGUGGUUUAGGACUGUGACUUGCACUGAGGUUCAGGACUGAGAAGGCGGCAAAAAAUUGAUUGAAACUUACAGCCUACUAAACAAGAUUUUCUCAUACCCCUUCUCACAUUGAGCUUUGCAGUGUGGGUACUGCUGCAAUUUAUCUCCUUUCUAUACCAUAAAGGUAACAUCAGAACUGGUAACCAAUGCUGCAGCUCCUUCCAAUGUCACUGUUGGCCUACUGUCCAGAGGAGGAGGUUUCUCCCAAGUAGCACGGUCUGGGUCUUCUGACAUUCCUUUUGUCAUGUGAAACUGAGUUGUUAUUGUGCAGUGAAGGGACAGUAAGAUUUAAAUCCCAGUUUGAACUCUCCAAGAUCUUAGGCAUACAACUUCUACUUGCUACGUACGUGUGUGUGUGUGUGUGUGUGUGUGUGUGUGUGUGUGUGUGUUUGUAUGUAUAUAUAUAUAUAUAUGUAUAUGGAGAUGUGAAGGAUUGAAUGCCACAGAGCUGUGAUCCUCAACCUGGAAUUAUUUAUUGCAAAACAGUGUUGCGCAUAGCUGCCCAGAAGUAAUGUCCUUUGUGUUCAGUGAGACUUACUUCCAGGCAAAUGUGUAUAAGGAUUACAGCCUAAAUUAAUGGCAAGCUUAGUUCUGCCCCCACAACUAAUUUCUGUGCAUUAAGUGUAAUGCAUUAUUUGUUGAAGGACUUUAGAUAAAGUAUGGUGCCUGUGAAGUCAGUAGUGUUUCUGCAAUUAAUUCACUGUCUAUUCUAGAGCCUCAUUUUGGUCUAUAAUUGAGCACCAUCGUGAUCUAUAACAUUCUUGGCCUUGUUUUGUUGCAGCACAUACAAGGAGUGAUGUGUCCCUAUGCUCAAUGCUGUCUUGAUUUACAUGAAGUUUGUCCAUUUAAAUUAAAAGUCAGAUUACUUUUAAAAACAUGCAUUUUCAGUAAGGCCUGUGUAGAAAUAAUGAAAAUGGUGUUUUUCAUUCAUUAGUGGAACUGGAAAUCAUUGCAUGAUAGAUGCAAUUUUAUUAUACAUUGUUUCAUGCAUUGUUUUUAGGCAGUGGAAUCAGAUCCAGAAAAUGAUCCAUUAUCCUUGAUGGUGGCAGAACCAGAAGAAGAAGUGGAGGCGGAGGAAGGCAGAGCAAAUGCUUCCUCCAGGAGAAGUAGCUUUGGCCUUCGUGUGGCAUUGCAGUUUCCUACCAAAAAAUCUGCUGAGAAGAGGGCACCUAAAAGACGUUCUUCUAAGUUCUGCUUGAUGGACAGUAAACACCCUUGCUCUCUUACACAAAUAAAAAAGAAUAAAACUUGGAAAGUGGCAGAUCAGGAAGCAUCUUCAGGGUCAGAGGAAGAUUCUAAAGAGGAAGAUUCUAAAGAGGCAUCAAAUGAAAGCUCUAGUGCACUGCUUAAAAGAGCCAUGAAUAUAAAAGAAAAUAAAGCCAUGGUAAGAACUGGGAUGCAGGUGACAUUGUCAUACACUAACUGUAAAAAUAUAUUUCAACACUCUUAGUUUGCACUAAUAACGAAGAAGACGGAAGGAAAUUGCAGGCUGCUAUGGACAUGACAGUUCUAGACCCAAAAGUAUAUGUACAGUGGUACCUCGCAAGACGAAUGCCUCGCAAGACGAAAAACGUGCAAGACAAAAGCGUUUUUCGUUUUUUGAGUUGCUUCGCAAGACGAAUUUCCCUAUGGGCUUGCUUCGCAAGACGAAAAACGAAAACGUCUUGCAAGUUUGUUUCCUUUUUCUUAAAACCGUUAAUACCCUAUGGGAAACUGUGCUCUUCGCAAGACAAAAAAACUCGCAAGACGAAAAAACUCGCAGAACGAAUUAAUUUCGUCUUGCGAGGCACCACUGUAUGUUUAAAAAUUUAAUUUGCCUUACCUUACUUUAUCAGUGCGCAACACAAAACACAUAGCCCGUUAUAGUCAAACUGAAAAAGCUUUCUGGAACAAAAAUGUGGGCAGGCUGCUCACAAUAUAAGCACCAACACUAUGAAUGCCUAGCCCUAUGCAUGCUCAGGUCAGACCUCUCUAAAAGAAGGCACAAAGUACCUUGAAUUGAAUCUGAAAGCAACUGUUAAUAGCAGCAUUUGGUCAUGCCACUGAACCACGGAUAGGGAACUGGCAUACCUUCAAAAUUUGAUGAAUAAAGGGUCACAGAUUUCCCAUUCCUCUUCUAAAGUAUGGCUGAGCAGUAUGAGAAUGAGCCUUAAGUUUCUGGGCUCUCCAACUCUUUGCAGGUACUAACACCAGAAGAUCAGAAUUUUCUAUUUGUUUUAGAUUAAGCACAGUUUGCAAAGUCAGCCAAAUUCUAAACCCUGGCUACUCUAAGUGAAAACAAGCUGGCUUCAUAAACUAUGAUUUGAAGUUGCUUGUUUCUGCUAACCACAGUUAGUCCGUGUUUGGAUGUCAGCAAGCUAAGUUAAUCUAAAACAGAAGAACUUUUGAAUGCUUUCUUACAGUGCAGGUGGGGUGCAUAUUCUGUGGCAUACAGCUUUAUUCAAAGGAAGCACCACAUUACAGUAUCUUCUCCUUUCAAGUUAAUGACAAAACCCAUCCACACCGGAUUAAUAUGUGGAGUCAUUGCAAUUUUGAAAAUGUGCACUUUAAUUUUGGCAUUUUGAAAACACACUUUGAAACUGAACAACUAUAAAAAGAUUUACUUAAGAUGUAGCAUUACAGGACUUACAAUUUCACAUCAAAGAAACCAUAAUAAUUUACACAGAGAAAUGGAAAAACAAGAAGAAAAAAAAAGAAAAUUUCAAAGGACAAUGCAUAUAUUAAAUAUACAGAAGAAAUUCCGUGUCAUUUUUCUCAUUUCAGCUUGCUCAGUUAUUAGCGGAACUGAAUUCUAUACCUGACUUAUUUCCAGUGAAAACCCCUACCUCAACUCCUUCGGUAGGUAUCAGGUACUUUUGGGAAACCUGCAAUGCACUGCUAAGAUUGGCUGUGUGGCUUUCUUUCUGUAUUUUCCAAUAGGUGCUACCCCCCCCCCCAACCCGGUGAUACAGUGCUGUUUAAACUGCUUCUUAGGAGACAUUCUGGACUUAGAUUUUCAGGCCAAGAUUAAAAACAGAUAUCAUGUCUGUUAUGAAGUGUGUGCAUACAGAAAUACCAGCUUUUCCCUUCAUAUACAUAUGACUAGGAAAUUAUUGGGCUCUCACUAGUGUAUUUUGUGACUUUUCCCUUCCAGUUACUAUACAAUUGCAUUCUUUCAUAACCAGCUUUACGUUAUAUGCAUUUAUUCUGUUUAGAUGAUUCAGAAAGAAUAAAUGUGUUUAAAAAACCCCUGCAAAUUAACUGAAAGGUACGAGGAGCAACUUCGUACAGUUUUGUGCAUCUCCUUUUUACACUACUACACUACUACAAGAAUUGCUACUGUAGCAUUAACAGCCAUAAGAAAAGGGCCAAGUUAGACAUAAUGAUGAACACUGUGAAUGGAUCUCCAUCUCAGACUUUUAUAAAAAGCAACCAUGGAGCAGUGGGAUUAGCCCUCCCCCUCCUAGGACAUUAUCCUGUUGAAUAUAUCUACUUAUCAAUUGGGGAAAAACCAUGCAAAUGCUGUUAGGCAUUGCAUGUGUUUCCAGUUGGGGCAAAUAGCAGCCAAGAAAAAGGAGAGCAUGGCUGAAAUGUUCAGUGGAGAAAGGGGUUAAUCCCUUCCCCCAGGAUCCCAGAUCAGAAUGGAGGAGUGCAGCUGCUAUUUGUAGAAGUGUAAAAUGCAUUUGCGCUAUCAAUUGUAGUUUGGCCCAAAUAAGUUCAUUUUAUAUGUGGAGAUUGGCACUGUGGUAUAAAACAAGACCCUCAAAAGGGUGAAUUUGGAAAGGUUAAAGAAGUUGCAUCUAUUCAUUAACACAAACAGGUAAAGGCACUACUGCUGCUACAUUCUACAAAAUUAAAACAGAUCUAUGGUGACUCAUUAAAACGCUCUGGUUUUUUCUAGAAACAGAAGAAAACGCCAAGGAGAAUGUUUUCAGAAGGCCACAUAGAGCGUCGAACAAACCCAACCAGAAAUGCUCGUCCCCCAGAGAAAUUUGCCUUGGAAAACUUCACUGCUUCUGCAGUCAGAUUUGCAGAGCAGCUUAACAGUUUCAGACAACAAAAGCUCUUAAAGAAAAGACUAAAAGGGGUACAUACCAGACUAGUUCAAUUUUUAGUUUGUGUUGCUUUUAGAAACCACCUCACCUAACCCCAGAGUAUUUUUGGUAACAAGGACUGGAACACUAAGGGCAAAGUGAUCCGAAAACAAGCCAGUAUUUUAUUGCAGCCAAAUAGAAUAGGCUGUGGUGUGUGCUUGGUAGCAACUUGUGUUUGGUGCCUAUGAAAGUAUCUCAGGUUUGUAAAUGGGUCUCAAAAGGUUGGUGAUUGGAUUAGUUCUUUUCGGGAGGGGGGAUUAGUUCAUUUGUUUUUAUUAUAAGCUAUAGAAAAUAAUGGAUGCUGUAAAUGAAAAACCAGUAUUAUACAUUAUAGUAGAUCAAAUAGAAUAUUUUUAUUCCUAUAUGUAGUAUGUAUUGUAUUUUAAAGAAAUGCAAUAUGAAUCCUAAAAUACUGCUCAUGAGGGGAGGGGGAUAUUCUACAUUUUUGUAGCACAGUUUGGAAUGGAAUAUCUAUAUAUGUAAUGUGCACAAUAUAGGAAAGAAAUGAGACUCCUCCUUUCUAGAGUGAUAAGGUUAGGAAGUGAGGCUGAGCUGAGCACAAAGAGUAUAGGGAGGUUGGGUUUUUUAUUUAAGUUGAGUUCCAAGCAGACAAUUUGAGGAGGAAAGGAAAAAGAAGCACACUGAGUUGCAGGGGAAACACCUGCAUGAAUAAUGAGACGGAUUGCGCUUGCUAUUUAUUUAUUUGGUUUUUAUUGUUCUUAAAAUAGUGGAGCAUAAAGUCAUUGGUUUAGAGACGUUGAUGUGAGUUUCUUUCAUAGAACAAUUUGGGGACACCUAAAAGACGAAGAUCAUCAAAAUACUGUUCAAACCGAACAGUUGAAGAUAUUACAGACGAAGAUUUAGAAAACAUUGCAAUAACAGUUAAAGAUAAAAUCUACGAUAAAGUCCUGGUAGGUGCAUCUCUUCUUCUUGGGUUUGAUGAAACUAAUUUUUUGAGCACAUGUAAUGCUUGAGAUUAAGCUAUUUUGACUUCUUUAGUACGCUGAAUGUUCUUUACAUGGCGUUAAAAUAAAUUGCCACAGCACUGUUUGUAUUGAUCUAGAUGUGUCCUUUCCUGCUGGUUGCAUGUAGAAGACACCCAGUAAACAGUGGGAGACUGUAAACCCACUUUUAGGAGGGUCAUGUAGCAUCAGACCAAUGGCACCAGGCAUCUCCUGAGCCUCUACCCUCAUUUAUUCUUUGCCUUGCUGUCAGAAAAAGAAUUUCUUAGCCACCAGGCUUGGGGUGGAGGCUGUCAUGUGGAAGGAUGUUCUACGAAGUGUUGAAUGAUUAUGAGAGAGCUUAUUGCAUAAAUGGCUGGAGCUGCAAGGUAUCUUCCCUCCCAUUAGUCCUCCAAAUGUUAGCUGCACUCUCGUCAUGUUUUUGUGUGUGGACACUAUGACAAAGUGUGGCAGAACAGACAGGGCAGGGCGUGCUUCUGAUAUCCAUCAGUGGACUUGCCCACCCGGUCAGGGUAUUAAUAGAAAAACAACUGUCUUUCUAUUAGCCCUUUAAAAAUUUUUAUUUUUAAUUUCAAGUAACAAAACAUGCCCAUACAGGGAAACAAAUGUUUUACAGAAAAGAAAGAAAAAUAGUAGCUAAUGUGUAGUUUUAGGCGUUUCAAGAAAGGCAAUCGAAUGCUGACAUAUAGGUAUAGUUUUUCGAUUGGCUAUGCACCAAACAUCAAAGGAAUUGUGUUUAUGUAGUAUGUUGUAGAGGGAUGUUUUCAAAGAAGGCAGUUUGUGUGGGUUUUGAGACAUUCUGCUUUUAUCAAAAAUAAUAAUUAAGUACAAGAUGUAAGUUACCACCUAUUCCCGCUUUACCUUGUUUAAAUGAAUGCAGUAAUGUAAAAGUUUCAUCCAGAAAUUGUUCUUGUCAGGUAUUGCGAACAUAAAUAGAGCAUAAUGUUGAACAGGAAUAAUCAAACAGACCUUGGAGGAAGAUAAAUCUUACAUUAGGGUCUUUUAACUGAAACCCAGACCUCCCUGCAUUUUGCUGACCUCCCUGCAUUUUGGAAGCGCCUUGUGAGGUGUACCAUUCCAACUCCGCUUUGGAGAAAGGAUUUUGUAUCAGUGUUUUUGUUGGUGUGUGUCUUGUUAAAAAAUAAGGUCGGGGUUAUCUUGCUCUAAAGCAGACCAUACCCUUUUAACUGGCGUACCCAGGCCAUUUACAUUACAUUACUGCAAUUAAGUAUGGCACUGUCAGAGGUGUGGCAAGGUCAGUGCAGAUUUUUUUUGUCACCCCCCUCACACUGGGGUGCUCGGGGUAGGCUUGGGAGUCGUGGGUGCGUGGCGUGCCGAAUGUCACCCCCCUCAGCGAUGACACCUGGGGUGGCCCGCAACCCCCUUCCUACGCCUCUGGGCACUGUAAGGUUAAUUUAAAAUUAUGCAGCCUGUACCAGACAAUAUAUCUAUUAUGCAUCAUAGUAAUUUCAGUGUUAUCAUAUUCCAUCAGCACAAAAUAAAUACAGUGGUACCGCCGGUUGCGAACUGGAUCCGUUCUGGAGGUCCGGCUGUAUCCCGAAGUUUUCACAACUGGAGAGACCACUUCUGUGGAUGCCGCAAAACACUUCCGGGUUUGUCGCUUUUGCAACCCGAAGUUUACGUUACCUGAGGUUCCAUUGUAUGCUUUGAAUUCCCAAAAGGGAGUAACUUCAACAUUCAAACUCCUUCCCAACAGAAUAAUUCCUGUGUAUGUUGGCUGAGAGUAUAAUAGUCUGUCUUUUCCCUCAUAAGCCAAAGGCUCAUGAGCCAGGGUGCAAUUGGAGGAUGUAAGCAUUAACCACCUCCCCACAGAAGAAGAAAAUGUUUUACCUUAUGUCGCUCACAAAAUAAGAGAAUAAUAGCCCAGUUCUUGUCUGUUUUGGCUAUAGAGCUCAUAGCUCUUGGUAAGACUUAGUUGGUAAUUUCAGUGGGACCACAGACAGAGAAGUCAUCUUUGUGCCGGUGGUUUAUUCCCUUUUUCCCAAUUGACUGUCCUUUUCUGAAUUCUGUUCCAUCCCCUUCUCUCAGUUGUUUGAUUGCAGUCCCAGUUGAUUUAAUAAUUUUGUAGUUUCCAGUUGUGUGGAGACAGCUAUAGUUACUCCUUCAUAUGUUUUUAGGAGUUUGUAUGCGUAACUCCACCAGUACUUUAUGCCUGUUUCACAGAGUGCUGUGGUGUAAAUUUUAAGUUCACAUCUGCCUUGCAGCAUUCCCGAGCAGAGAUGUCUACCAUUGAAUUUUCUAUUAUGAUUUUUUUUUUGCAUUGUUCUGAGCUUUUGAUAUAAAUCAAACUUUAACUUAUGAAGGAGCUAAAGCGAACAAUGAUGUUUCUCAGGGGCUUAGCAUUUUUUUGUUUCGGAUGGAGUGCUCCUGUGUAUUCUCUUGGUGUGUGGGCAGGGGGUGGGGAGCCUAGUUGCACUAGCAGUAAUAUUGUAAAAUUCUGUGGAAGCAUCAUCUGAAUUGGUUCAAGAAGUUACCGUGUUUUAUUUCCACACACUGUUCCUUUAUAUAAUUCUCCUUUUUACUGUGCUCAUGCUAGGGAAGCACGUGCCAUCAGUGUCGACAGAAGACUAUCGAUACUAAGACAGUUUGUCGUAACGAAGGCUGUGGGGGUGUGAGGGGACAGUUCUGCGGACCAUGCCUACGUAAUCGCUAUGGAGAAGAUGUGAAAGCAGCACUUCUAGACCCAGUAGGUAUCUAAACUGUUCAGGUUGAGGGAUAUCAAUCAAUGUAUUGUCAAGCUACUUAAAUUAUGGGAGCUCUCGUAGAUGCAUUGCUAGCAUACGAGUCUUAAAAAACAUGAUACCCUUGUGUCUCUACCUCCCUUCCUGUUUCUGUGCUAAGCCAGAGCACCUAUAUUUGUUGACUAAAAUAAUUAAUGCCCCUUUCUCUCUAAGGACUGGUUCUGCCCUCCGUGCCGUGGGAUCUGUAACUGCAGCUACUGUCGCAAACGUGAUGGUCGUUGUGCCACAGGAAUGCUCAUUCACUUGGCAAAGUUUUACGGUUAUGAUAAUGUAAAAGAAUAUCUCGAAAGGUAGGAAGCUAUUGGAAUUUUAUAUCAGUAGUAUGCAUCCAGAUUUUGUUUGGAUUUACACAGGUGAUAAAAGCUGUAAGAAACUGAAACACAGAAGUACAUGAGGAACCACUGAACUUUGGUAUUUUGGGAAUAUGGCAGGUAACAAAGAACUUCCCAGUCAGUAACUGAACUAUAUGGGUUUCAUAGUCUGUUCGUUACAUACCAGAGACACUCUCAUCUCAAAGCAUGAGUUCUGCUUUGGAAGUACACAUAAGCAUGAGUUGCUUGUGGAUUUUCCAUAAAUUCUGAAAUUAGCCUACUUAUCUGAAUGUCUAUUUGUGUUUGUACCUAAUGCUAGAUAACUCAUCUUGAGUAGAGGUACCGUAUUUUUCGCUCUAUAGGACGCACUUUGUUUUAGAGGGGGAGAACAAGGGGAAAAAAAAUCUCCCCCUCUCUGCUCAGCGCCCCUUCAGCGAAGCAGCAGGAGAAACGGAGCCCCUUCCAUUUCUCCUGCCGCUUCGCUGAAGGGGCGCUGAGCAGAGAGGGGGAGAAUUUUUUUUCUUGUUCUCCCCCUCUAAAACAAGGUGCGUUCUGUGCAUUCACUCGGAGCGCAGCGGGAGUUCCCACUGGGCUCCGGAGGCUUCAGGUUCCUUUCGACCUGCUCUUUGGGGCUGGCGGGGGGAAGCGCUGCUUUCCUCCACCGCCAGCCCCAAAGAGCAGGUCGGGGAGCAGCGCAAAGGCUGUGUGCAGCCUUCCCGCUGCCCCCCGAGCUUGUGGGGCUGGCGGUGGGGGGAGGCGCUGCUUUCCCCCACCGCCAGCCUCAAAGAACCCUGAAGCCUUUGGAGCGCAGGGCGAGUUCCCGCUGCACUCCGCAGGCUUUGGGUUCCUUUUGCUGAAGCCGGGAGAGCUAGACUCUCCUGGCUUCAGAGAAAGGAACCUGAAGCCUUUGGAGCGCAGCGGGAACUCGCACUGCGCUUCAAAGGCUUCAGGCGGCUAUCCCUGAAGCACGAGAGGGGUCAUCUGACCCCUCUUGCUCUCCAGGCUUCAGUGAAAGCCUGCAUUUGCCCCAUAGGACGCACACACAUUUCCCCUUAAUUUUUGGAGGGGGAAAAGUGCGUCCUAUAGAGCGAAAAAUACGGUACUUUAUAGCAGUCCAACUUGGCCUGUGGUUUGUUCAAGUCCCCCACUUUCCUGAUUCAGUAUUAGAAAAUCAAGAAAUGGCUAUAACCUUUUUUCCCUUUGACAGAGAUGAGUGAAAAUUUCAGACAAAGUAAGUCUAGGGGCUUUUGUGCUGAGCAUCUUAAGGCACUGACUGUAUAACUUGUUAUUUUGGGGCAGAAUUGGAUGAAAUCUGCAGACAAGUUGCUCUUCUGAGGGAAUGAAUCCUGCCAAAUUUUAGAAGGAUGGCUGAAGUGCUUUUCCUGCAAGGGCAGCCUUUUACAUUUUUGGGGUGGAGGAAGGAACCCUGCCCUGUGAGGUACAGGAGAAAGCUGUCACCUCCUCCUGUGCCUGCCUUUGCUGAGGCAGCCCCAUGAAUGCUCUGUUCAUGCAGCUGCCGCCUUGGCACGGCCAGCCUCUUCCUCCUGGGAGAAAGGGGGAGCCUGCCCAGCUGCCCCAAGGCAGUUGAGGCACAGGUGGGUGGCUUCAUUAAACUGCUCCACUGAGGGGCUUGCACAUCAGCAGAGCAGUUUCACAAAGCCCCCGCUAGCUGAAAGUGGGGGGACUUGAUCAGCUGAGAAGCGGACUGUUGAAGGAAGGCUGCUUCUCAGCUCAUCAAGUCCGAGUGGGGGCUUUGUUAAACUGUUCCACUGAGCUGCAUGCCCUUCAGUGGUAUGGUGGCAGAGGGACGCGGGAGCGGUGGCUGCUUAAUCUACGAUAUAUCACCGUCACGCUCUGCCCCUCAUAAAACAGUCCCAUUCUGCUUUUUCUUUUUCAGCUUGCAAAAGCAACUUGCUGAAGAUGAUUGAAAAUACCAGAUUGCAAACCUUCUCGACUUUUUCUUUUCUUUUUGUACUUAAUCAGAGUUUUACUACAAUGAUGUUUAUAAAAUAUAGGACAGAAGUCAUUACUUUUAAAAAUAGAUAUUGUACAUAUGACAAAGAUUUCUCAGGAAAAUACCUGCUAAAGGAAUCUGUGUUGUGCAUUAUUGUCACAGUAUGCUGCAAAAAACUUUGGAGACUAAAACAGCUUCCAUUCAUUACUAUGGAGGUUUUUUUGCUGCUUAGAAAUAGACUCCAGCAGCCAAUGGUUUAAUAUUCUACAUAGGUGCAAAUAGCUGCAGUCUAUUGCUUUUAAAAAAGGGAUGAAGCACCUGUAUUACUUUAGUUGUUGGACUACAACUGCCAUAAUCCCUGUCAAUUGAGUCAGGAGUCCAGCCACACAGUAGGGCCACAAGUAUUUUAGAAACAGUGCUAGAGCAACGUAUUAUUUGCCAGAGGGAGAAUUCCUAGAAUCCUACUGUUUAUUAUUUCAACUGCAACAAAUCUCUUUGGCAUAUUAGUUAAACUAAACCUACCCCAAAAUAUUAAUUCCCAUAUAAGUAGGUGUUACUUCAAAAGCUUUUAAACUCCUGGGGGCCACCGUUCCAAGUUAGCCUGCACCUACACACCAUAGCCAGGAUAUGCAUAUCCUUCUACACAGUCACGUGCAUGCAGGUUGUGAGAACUGCAAAAGGAGAUCGAACGUGGUGCAGACAGGCAGUACAUUGGCUGUUGCAGCAAACUGAUUGUGGCAAUAAGAUGACUACUUUAUACACUGGAGUAUUUAACCUAAGGUUUAUUUUAAUAUAUUUUUAUAUUGAUGUUAAAAUGAUCAGGACAGCACAUUUCUUGAGGUACACAUCCUUUAAAGAUAUUUUUUUUUGUACCUCUGCCUACAAACGAUGUUUCAGGUGUAAGUUGCACACACCGUUAAAUUACUCAUCUGCUUUUGAGAUGUCUAGUUGUAGGUGCAUUUUUAUGUUCUGCAUAUUAGAGAGCUUUGAUAUUAAGCAGUGUGUCACUAUCCCCUAGGGCUGCGUGUGAUAACGCCAAGCAAUAACAGAGCAAUAUACAUGAUAUUUCAACAUGAACAGAGCUCUCCUGCUCAAACUCUUAUACCGUAGCAAAGGCUGGGCUAGAAUUUUGUACCUGCUAAACUGCCAGAAGCAAGGCUACUCCGGCAAGCACCCACUUAGCUGGCUUUUCUUUGCUUUUGAGGUUAAAAGUCCAGACAUAUGUAGGCCCUCUAAUUUUCGUUUUAUAAACUGGGCAUUUAUAAAUGUUUUUCGUUUCUUGCCUGUCUGCUGGGAUGGCUCUUACAAAGAUGACUGGCAUUGCUGGAGUCAACUCCUUUAGUCGGGCUUCAGCUAUGACUCCAGCUUGAAUGUCCCAUCUAGCGCCUGUAACCAGAGAAACACAGUUUUUUACUUAAAUUUUAAAAAGAGUAGUUUAAGAGAAUACCAUUGAAUGUAUCUCUGGGGGUUAUAUCACUAGUAUAGUAAACACAGCCAUAGCAUAAUGCCAGGCAUGUGCUGACUCGCAGAUUUUUUGAAUACUGUAGAGAAUACUGGGAGUGUUUAUAUCUUCAAGUAAGGACCUAUAGAAGUGCGUGGAAGGGUUCUCAGCUAAUAUAAAAUGCUGCAUAAUAGUAGUGAAUUUAACAAUAAAACAGUAGUAUUUAAUUUUGUUCUGUAAGGGUAGCCAGUGUGGUGCCUCCAGAUGUUAGUGGACUACAGUUUCUAUCAUUCAUGACCAUUCUGGGUCAUUAAUUGCCAGAGGGCACAAUAGUGGCUACCUCUGGUAUAAGACAUCUGGUAUUCUGUUGAAACAGUGGGUCAACCUAUUGAGUGUGGCUUUUUCAGAGAAGAUUGCUAGCACCUCAUUUCAUGUAAGCUUUCAAAAUUGGAACAGCAGAAAAGAAUAUAAACUUGAUUUCUCACUCCUUUGUACCAUUUGGGCUGCACAGCACCCUUGAAGGAAAAAGACAAGUGUUUAGACCUCCAUCAACAGCUUCUGGAUUGCAACAUUGGUACUUGUUGUAUACUUUCAUUUUCUGUGUCUGACCCAUUUCAUGAGUGGGUGCCUAAAUCUACAUUUCAUUUUUGAGUCCAUAAUGCUUACCGACUCUAGUAAACUUACCUUCCAUAAAAAGGCCAAAUAUAUAUGCCCCUUCCCUUGGUGGAUGACCAUAGUCCUCUCUACUUUUUUUGGUAACAUCCGUAGUCAGACACAUCUUAUCCAGAGACCAGUUGUUCUUCCGUGCCAUGCUUUGCAUAAUGGCUUUCAAGGGGAAAAAAUGGGUUAGGUGGAUGUAUCAUUUUAUGGCUAAAAACUAUGACUGUGGGUGGUGUGGGGUAAUCUUAAACAUAGCAAAGAACAUAUAAUUAACCUAACUCUGCUGCAAGAAUAAAUCUACAUUUUCUUAAAAAUCUGGGCCUAUUGUUGUUUUUUUUGUGUGUCACAGAUUUUUGCAGAAGCAAUGUAUUCCCACUGAAAUAAAAUGAUCCUAGAUGCACAGUCAUUUUGCAAUCUAGUUACAUGCUUUCUACAGAAGUGAACUGCUAAACUUUUCUCGAUUGUGGAAAUAGUAUUGUAAUUAAUAGAACCUAAUUUAAUAUAAUUUUAGUGCAUUUUUAAGAUAUCUUAAAUUAUGCUUCCAUCCUGGCUCUCAUCCAAGUAGUGAUAAGGCCCCAUGCCUGCUUAUUAUAUUCAGCCGCGUUACAGCUUUUGAUACUUCUAGAUCGUGCUAUCUCAAGUAUUACUUAAAUCAUUGCUGAUUCAGUAUGUCACUCAAUUGUCAGUGCCUUGACUUACAGCAUUUUAGCCCUGAUGAAAGUUUUAUAAUGAAGUGCUCUCAUUUGUUCCAUCUGUAAUACACUAGCACUUCAUAUUCAUAUUUCUUAAGAGCUAGUUACAUUGGAAAUUCCACAAAGGUAACCCUCAGUAAGCCAUUACAUAAAAAUUGUAGCCCUACUGUGCGAUCUAAUUUACUUGACCUUUAUAAGUCAAUAGUACAUACCAGUCAAAAAAGACUGAGGGUUAAAAAAGCCAGAAAGCCACACCACUGCAGGAAGUACUAGAUCUUGUGUCCAGAUAUCAAGUUCUCGGCAUCGCAUGAGAAGGUCGUUAAACCUGAAGGAAAAGCAGCAAAGGGAUCAACGUGUCAUGAGAAGUGAUAAUUUAAAAAACAAAAUUGUGAUUUGCUAGCCUAUAAUCUAUAGCCUUUUGUUGGUGGAUUAUUAUUACUUCUCUUAAGGGAUUGUGUUUUCAUGGCAGACAUGAAACUAAUGAAUGGGGCAACUGUGCCCUCCUUUUGUAUCUUUACCCGAGAUGUAAGAAUGCAGUCUUUCAAUAAUAAUUGGAGGUACCCACAUCCCCUGCCUUUAGAUGUAUCCUGGAAAAAGAGGCCUCCACCCUCUUAAAUCCUGAAACAUUCAUGAUUAACAUCAAAAUGACACUGCUAUGCAGUUAUUGGUCAAACAUGCUCAGUGUUUAAUAGAAUUGGAAUCCUUGUUAUGUGUAAGACAGGUAAAGUGAAUGACUAUGAUUGAACAUACCAUUGGGCAAGGCUGUAAGUGGAUGGAUAAGCCAGUUUGGUCCAUGCAUCUGGUACCAGGUCAUAAAACAGUGAUGACUGCACAGCUUCCAUGGUAACAGAAAACGUCAGCUCACCCUAGACAUUUGGAGGGAGAAAAAUUAAAUCCCAAGUUCUUUUAAAUACGUUUUCAUCAUAAAUAUAUUUCUCUUACUUUGAGACCGAGGUCUAGUUGUUUAAGCGACUUCCGUAUCUCUUGAAUGAGAAUGUUCAUCCUCUCACAUUCUUGAAAACAAACAAGAAUGUAAGGGCUUCGUAUAGUAGACUUUUGCAUUAUUUCAGCCAUGUUAAACUCCUCUGGCAACUUCUCCAGAAUUUCAUCCAGGGCAUUCUUCACCUUGAAAAAUAAAUGCAAAGCAAAAUCACCAGAAGUUGCUUGACCACAUGUACAUUCCAUUGAAAGUCCCUCCAGUAUGUGCCCUGCAAGCCACUUGGUGUGUUUGUUUAAUAUUUUGCUGCUGCUAAUGCCCAGCUACCUCUGAAUCUUUGCUACAUUGGCAGAAUUCUUGCACAACACCAUAUAUAACCAACUCUGUAGAACAGGUUGUUGAUGCUAGAUGGGUGGAGGCAGAAGUUAAAGGCUAUUUAUUUGCAAAAUUUAUAUAUAACUAAAACAUUUAAAAUGGUUUACAUAAAGCAACAUAAAUAAAUCUUACCUGCUUUAAAACAAAUAUAUGCAUUAACAUGUCUGGGUAGGCUUGCCUAAACUAGUAAGCUUUUAGCAGGCACCAAAAACAUCACAGCAAAGGUGGCCUGAUAUUAAGAGGGACUUUCAAAGAGUAGAGGUGGUUGCACUGAGAGAUUGAUUCAUGGCAAGUACAGAAUGCCCAUUAUGUGGCAUGCUAAAAGUGCCAGUUCAGCAUUUAGAAGGGGGAGAACAAGCUAAAAAAGAGAAACUUGGAUUAGUGUGUCACAAUUUCAAAUUAAAUUGUCUUCAAUUUAAUUUAUAAUUCACUGAUCACUCAUGCCCUCUAAUUCUGCAGGGUGGUAUUGAUAGAUGCCACACUAAAGAAGCAGGCCUCUCUACUAGCCAAAAUGGAGUCUACAAAUGUACAAGCCCCUUCAUCAUUGCAAUUAUGCUAAG